Molecule: messenger RNA, 48453 nt
Organism: Xyrichtys novacula (pearly razorfish)
Lineage: Eukaryota; Metazoa; Chordata; Actinopteri; Labriformes; Labridae
Source: the annotation of a GenBank genome assembly
AAUUCCGAGCGCACACAUCCCUCAGUAUUUCCCUCAGCCAGACGCUCGGUAUGAGCUCCGUUUUCUCCAGGCGGACGCGUGGAUGAAUCAAAUGUUUUCUUUACGGUAUGCCGCCUGAUGCUGACUGAGCUGCAGUCAUUUAGGAAAAAAUCUCCCCCCCUUCCCCCCUUGUGCCGCGUUGUGUUUUUCGGAUGCGCCAUGCAAUCUCGCUGGUGGAGUUUAGGCAUUCGUCUGGUGGCGUGGACAUGGAUUUGGAGUCUGUCAUCGCUCGGAGCGUGGUGCAUCCCUGCAAAUGAAGGUAAAACCGGCAAAGACAGAGAGAUUCCGACCUGUUUGGUGCGCGACUGUGCUUUUCUAGGCAUUGACAAGUCUGGUCUGUUCAUGGUCUGUUGUGUACCCCCAGUGCCCCAGACCGUCGGUCUCCGGGCAGGCUGGAGAAACCCUAUAGAAAAUGAGGUCGCUUGUAAAAUUUGAGGGGAUCAUUUUAAUCACAGCUUCUUCAAUAAGUGUUUAAUGACUGCGAGUUCAUAGAUGCGUAAAACAGAAGAGUGGACCUCUGGACGGUGGCGACAUGUUCUCCAGAAACCGGUCCUUUGAGAACUUGGCAGCAGAGAGAAGCGCACGGCGCGCUGCGAAAACCACUGUCUGCUUUCAGUCUCAAACGGUUCCUCUUCAACGCAUGAGAAGCUUAUAUAGGCUAGACACUGAGCCUAAUACACAUUGGGAAAAUGUAAAGUAGAAGAGUUGAAAAAUCAUUGAUUGUUUGAAUUAUUUUUAUUCUAUUUUAUAACAAAAACCUUUAAUUUUGCGGUGAUUUUUUUGUUUAUUUCUCAAUUUGAUUCUUUCAGAGCUGUCUGCCGUUUGUCUUUGCACAUCAGACAGUAAAUGUACCGUCAGCCUGUGAUUUACAUGGCAUAUUGCAGUGAUAGCUUAUCUUUCUGAAUGAUUAUCAGUUACCUUUGGUAUUUGUUGGAUUGGCAGACUGUUAACUCAUCAGUUUGAUUCAGCUGAACUUGUGCAUUUCUCGUUCCCACGAUAUUGUCCGCAAUCUGGGCAGCAUUAAUAGCACGAGAUGAAGGCCUUUUGUUUGAGGCUAUUAAACAGCAUUAUCCGGGAAAGGCACCGCAUUCAUCAACCUGCUUAUUCUUCACAUGACAGAUUUAUUUGGUCAACGUCAAGAGUCACCGUGGUGGUGGUGGCUCUAAAAAAAAAGUGUGACCACGGGACACAGAGGCAUGUAGUGGGGUCAUGAGUCCUGGAGAGGUUUAAUUCUCAUUUUCUUAUAUUGGUGAAAUUUGUACUGUGCUUGAAGAAAUGACAUCCAUUUAACCAGCUGUAAACUUGUACACAAUAAGAGUUAAGUCUUUCAAAAGUCACUUGAGACUUAAAAAACUCUCUUCUUGAAAAGCUUUUGCCAGGGGCUUCCACUCAACACUGACUAAUUAUUUGGCAUCAUUUGUUUGGAAAGUGAAGCAAAUCAAUUAAUCCCCUUAUUUAGGUAGAUCACUGCAAAUGAAAACAAAGGAUUAAACAAAUCAUCAGCCCAACUCUUAGCAUCUUCUUAAAGUUGAAAGGGACUUUCAGAUGCAUGCAAGACUUGCUGUUUGCAUAUGCGUGAGUAUAAAAGAGUAAUUCAGGUCUCAGACUGCUCAGACACCCUGCAGCAGAUUUUCCUCGUGCAAACUGUCAACAAAGUUCACCUUUCAUUUUCAUUGACAUGGUUGCAAAGUUUGGAUACAUCCUUGAUUUUGUUCACAUCUUUUUCUGCUGUCUCCACCACUGAUUGAUAAGAAAGAGGAUACUUGAACACAUUUUGCUUCCUAGGUUAAAUUUCUUUAACUUUAUUCACCGUAUUAAAAAAAAAAUCUGGGGAGCCAGAUGUCCAUAUCUGUCCACAUCUGAGAUAUAUUUCUAUCAUAUCUGAUGGAAAUGAGCCCAGUUAAGAUGAUGUGAAGGGUGUGAGAGAUCUUUUGGUUUUGCUUUUUGUGUGUAAUGAGUACAUUUUUUUGUGAAAGACUUUUAGCAAGUGCAUUGGUGCUGGAUUUCCUGUGCAUCUGUGUUUGAAAGAGAGCAGGCCACGAGUCCUUUGGGAUCCAAACCAACAUGCUGAAUCAAUCAUAAAUUAGAGAGAGAAAAAGAGGCCAGCAUGUCGAAGAAAUAGUGAGUUUUGUGACUUAACAUUUAGAUUUUUGAUUAAGAGGACAGACCAUAUAAGGAUAUUGGCUGUGAGACACGUCACCUGAUUUGCCUUGCAGUUGUUAGAUCAAAUUGUUCAGUUAAUUUCCAGAGUUAUAUUAUCCACUCAUUUUUCAACAUAUUUGAAUCACCUCUAAGUAAUGUAACCACAGGACUGUGCUCAUUCUCUGGUAAUCACUUUAAAUGACAAGUUAACACCAUUGUGACUACCGAGAGCUAACUUGUUCGGUAGUUUGAUCCUUAGAGAGAAUGAGUGCAAGUAGAAUAGGUAAUAUACCUCUUAUGAUCUAGUUCAGCAGCACUUAUCUCUUCUUUAUGGCCUAAUUAAAUGUGUAAUCGCCUCCUAAGGACAUCUUUUAAUAUUCUCUGCAGAGCAGUGGAGACACUAAGACUAGGGCGGUGCAUGGUGCAUGUGGGUGUGUUAAGGAGCGCUAGUAAGUGAGCAUGUCUCUGAGACUGUAACUGCAGCUCACUUCACAAGUUCAACUGACUCCACCCUCUCAUGUUCGGGAUUGUGUUGACAUAAGUGCAGGGUUCUGCUUUUUUAAUAGCACCGCUUAUCACAGUACAUAUGACUGGGAGCGUAUUACCUAACAGCUGGGCAAAGACAGAUAACAGAUGCAACUUUGCAUGACUGAUUUAAUCUCAUACAUACAGGAUGUUUACAUACAUACAGUUAAAAGAUAAUACUGGUCGUUUUGAUACAACUGUGAAUACCAACUGCCAUGCUAAGGGGAAAACAAAGGAAUAUUUAAUAAUUUAGACUUAGAUACAAUACAAGAAACCUUGGCAUGAUUUCUUCUGCUCUGUAUACCAAGUUUGAAAGAUGUCACAACCAGUAGAAUUAGCUGGCUUUCUCAUAUCAUUGAAAUCAGUAAAAGGAAAGUGCGAGCUCUACCCAUUUGAUAUUGUUUACUAAGUAGAUUCACACAGAAAUGACAGCAUUAAAUUCAGCCUCCUGUGACUGAAGAAGUUAAGAAGAGUUCAUAUGUUUCACGUCUGUCUAGCAGAUGUUAAAGGAAAGCAAUAACAACUUUGAUUAUUGUUGUUGUUGUAAUGUUGACAUGCUCAUAGUAGGUUGUGGUUUUAAUUUACAUUAAAAGUAUCUUGAGAUAUAAAGUAUGCCAAAAAAGUGAGUGUUGGUGGAUGAAGGGAGUAAAAAAGUGCAUUUACAAAUAAAUAUCUCAGGAGGCUGGGUGAGAUUUUAAAGCAUGUGACAGAUAUCAAUCUGGUUCUGGCUAUGGUUUGUUCAUAUUUCUAGCUCUUAAACUGCUCCCACUCAAUGGAGAUCACCUUGACAGUCUCACUCAUUUGAUCUUGUUUGGUUGUGUUUGAGUAUAAUAUGAGAAAUAUGAGAUGAAGAAGCCUCACAGAGUUUGAAUUGUAUGUAUUUAAUGCAUAUCAUGUCGAGUCACACUUAAACAAACUUUGUUUCAGGGCAGCCACAAGAAAAGUCUUAUUUCUUUUAUACAACCUAAGCUACCGUUUCCAGCAUCUGCAUUUUUCUUUCAUAAAGUGUGCCACGGUGUUAAAAUCAUACUGAAACAAACAUUUGUCCGUUAAUCGUUUGGUUACACUGCACUCAGACUUAAAGCUGAAUGGGGUUCAGCAGAUACCUUGGAUGCAAACAAAGCCACUAAAGAAAAAGUUGUACCCUGGAGACAUAUUCUUUGAAUUAGCUUUCAUGAGGGAAAAUAGACAUAAUUUUUGGCUGCGUGUUUGACAAGGAUUUGUGUGUCUUUGUUUCCUUUUCGGCAAACUGGUAAAAAAAAAAAUGAGACAGACAGCAAAGACUGUGACCAGCUACACAAUCAGCUUUCAGUUGAAAGACUGAGAAUUGAAUGAAUCAAUUUGAGCGGAGAGAAGUGUUCAGGGAUUGAGACAAGCUGGAGUUUUUGGUCAAUGAGAUGCACAAGAAGCUGAAAAGAAAUAUGUCACUGUUUCAAACCCAAAACUUGGAGCUUUGAAAACAUUGAACAUGACGUAAUUUUGCAUCUUAUAGGAAAUAAACCUGUAAGAUUACAUCUUGUAAACAGGUCUGAUGUGAAUUUAGAACUUCUCUCCAGACUCGUUGUUUAAUCCCUCUUUCUCUUAAUUCUAAUUCUACCAAAAAUCUGUAGAUCAUUUGGGCACGUGUUUAUGGAGACUAUGACAGAAGAAAGAAGUUGGACUGUAGUAUUAUAGAAUGACUCAAAUGUUGUUUUCUUUUUAUCUGUAUGAUUUCUUUUUAUCCAUUGCUUCAUAAUGAGUAUCUGUGUUUUCUUCAACAGUUAACCUGCUGGAUUCUCGCUCUGUAAUGGGAGACCUGGGAUGGGUGGCAUAUCCAAAGAAUGGGGUGAGUAUGAACAUUGAGGAGAUGUUUUCUUACAGAAAUGAUCAUUUAUGAUAAAACCAGACCCUUAUUUUUGCUGCUAAUACCCACAACUAUACUUUUUAGUAUUUCUUCUUGUUUGGCAUUCCUCCAGAGCUGUAUGGUUUCUCUAGCUGUUUAGAUGGCUUAAAGUGUGCGGGGGUCUUUUGAUUGAUUUAAAAAAUGAGGAGUUUUUUUAUAAAAGACUGAGAUGAACAGUGAUAAGUCUUUUGCAAAUGAGACCAUCAAUGACAAGACUGACACUUUCUAUUUAGCUAUUUUUGAAAGCCUGUCACUGUUGUGAGGGGAGCUACAUUUAGCAAACAGCCAUUGUUAAUUUUUCCAAAAUGCACUAGUGAUAAAAUUGAGAGGAAAAUGACAACAGGCGGACUUUUUUUUCUUUGGUCAGUAAACACCUCUUAAAGAAAGAUGAGACAAAUCAGGGUUACCAAUUUGUCCACAAGGGGUGCCAAAGUCACACAUGAGCUUUAAAGGUGGGGUAGGCAGGAUCUGAGGAAGUGCCAGUAUUUAGGAGAAAUCUUGAAUGUAAACUCUACCCCUCCCAAACAGUUUUCCCCUCAGCUCCUCCUCUCCCCUCUCUCUCUGCUCCAGCAAGCCCCGCCCACAAACAGACACUGCUGCUCGCUCGUAUCGUUCCAGUUAAAUUCAGAUAUAAUGCAGAUAAAUACUUUAGAUAAUUACAAAUGGGGCCCAGUCAACGUCAAAGUAAAAAGCAUUGGUGCUACUGUAGAUGCCAACAGACUACCAGCAAACACAAUGUUUGCAGGACUUCUACAACUAGGUGGCAUAGUCCAGGACCCGAGGUCAACAGCUUAGCAGCACUACACAACGCUACAGCAGGUCCCAUUUGACUAGAAACACUUCUGUUACAGACACUUGUCUUAUUUUGUUAAAGCGGUCCAGUAGAAAGGUUACAGGGUCCAUAAGAUCCCGAAGCGUCACCCAAUGUCUAUGCUCCAAUGAUGUUGACCAGCUUUUUAGCUCUUGUCCGGUGUACCUCCGUUUUAAGCCAUAGUCUCUGGUAUUUACUCCAUUUUCUUUCUUGUGUCGGCAUUUGUAGCCAAAGGAGGAUUCAGACAAUUUUCCGUACUUACUGGUUGCUUUCUACUAUCCGAUGUUGUUGCACGCUAACUUUGUUUGGGCUUGUAAACAUUAAUCGAGGAUGUGGAGUGUGGAGAAUGGCUUUGUUUACAGUCAGAAAAAGCGGACCGCUCAAAAAAAUUGAAAUGCUGACUACACAGACAUAAAAAAACACAGCGAUAUCAUUAUAUUACCAAAUGUCAUCAAUAGCUAAUAGCUAUUGACUGAUAUUAAAAGAUUUUUAAUAAAAAACAUGCUUCUUUAACAGAUUCCUGCCUACCCCACCUUUCAGUUAUCAAAACAGGGUUGAAGGCUAAAGAUAAUUUACUCCUAUUAUAUUAUUAAUGUAUAUAAUUAGUGUGUAAAAUUGUGUAUGUGUGUAGGAUUCCAAGUAGUAGCUUGUUGAAAGACUGACAGAGGUUUAAAAAUAUGAACUAAAAACGAUGUUCUGAGAAAUUAAUUCAUGUGUUCCAGAGUUUAAGCAUUCGUUGUUCACGGCUCAAUCUUCUGCAUCCUCCAGGGUAAAAGAUAGAGCUGUUGUGGAUUUUUGGAAAGAAAUUCAUAAAUGCAUCUAUCUCAUUCACAUGUAAAAUCUCUCAUAUAGUCACCACCACUGGUGUUGGCAAAUACUGUGUGUAGCUGCACAAGCCACACCAAAUAGUGCUGAUUGUGGAGUUUUUCUCAGCUCUGGGGAUUCACAUCACAACCCAUUCUGUGGCUGCAUGUAGAUUGGAGUGAUAUUGCUGACAAAAGCAGCUGUAUGCACAAUCAUAUUAAUGAAGAUGUGAUUAUAGUGUGGGGGUUCCUACAAUGCAACUGCAUAAAUAACUGCAUUCAGGGGAGAAAAUAAGAGAUGCGAUAAGAAAAUGGACGAAUCUCAUUGUGACAGACUCUCUUAUUGGUUAUUAUGUUUCCACCAAGCUCCAGAUUAAGCUGAUGAGGAUGCUUUUUAUUUCCUACUGAGAGUACUGUCUAAUGAAAAGACACACAAUUAUAAUGUAAUCCAUGUUCAGCAUUUUAACAACUGACACAAUUGUUGUUGGACAGUUUAAUUACUGUCAUGCUGUGUUUGUAUAAAGAUCUGCAGGUUACACUCGCACAUUUUCCACACAAGCAAACACACAUGCUCACUGGGGAGCCGCAGUUUUGUGUGCAUAAAAAAACAUAAUGAAGAGGCACAAGUGUAUUUUUUUAGUCUCGCGCUCCAGAUGGUUUGUUUGAUCCCUGGUUUUGCCUCCUCCUCCCGACUUCACCCCUUCAUCUUUUCUCCUUUCAUUCUUUUUGAGCUUAGUUUUAAUCACCAUUCUCCCAUCCCAUCUAGCAUUCGUUAACUCUUCAUCCUCCUCUUUAAAUUUUUUUGUCAGUUGCUUGUCUUUUUAUCUCACCAUCAUGUUUAGACUGCUUUCGUUUUUCCAUUGCUCAAUUGUGCUUGAAGGAUCUUCAGAUAUGCGUUGAAAACAUACCUGCUGCUACUAAGUUUCACAGUAACGCCUCGGUGCACUAAAACCACAUUGCAAGGAGUAUCUAGCCAUGCGAAUAGCUUGGUUUUAUGUGCCUAUUUGAACAAGCUCUUCAACUUCUGUAACUUCCCCUGAAAUUAUGUAAAAAGUAGAAAAAGAUUUUUUUAAAUUCUUUUUAUAAUUCUGAACAGCUUGUAAGAUAUCUGCUGGUAAAUCCAUGUGUAUCCACAGUGAAGGGUUUUUGUAAUUUGAGUGAAAUGGCCUUAUAUGAGGGGCUUAUGUGAACUGCAUUAAAGAAAAAAAGAUGUCAGGAUUUAACUUCCCAAACAAUUAGGUAAAGAUGUCCCUAUACGAUAUUGAUAUCAACAAAAAACGAAUAUCGGAUUAUAUCAGCCUGCAUCUAAAAUCUCUGAUACAAGCAGUCCAUUCCAGACUCUGCUCCAGCACCUCUAUCUAGCAGCGCCGGGAUCCAGCAUGCAGAGCCUACAUGAUCACACCAACAGUGUGUACGAAGGUACUAACAAAGUAGCAAGGAGUAGGAGUGAUGUCGGCCAUGUGACAGUAUUUUCUGUUUAAAUCAGAAAAGACGUUGCAGCUGAGUGCAAAACUUGUCAUGCACAAGUUUGUGCUUAUGUCAAAUCAAUAUCAGUAUUAGCCAAUACUGAAGGCUACAAUAUCGGUAUCAUAUUGGAAGAAAAAAGUUGUAACAGGACACCCCUGCAAAUAGGUACUGUUUUUAACAGGACUAAUCGCGCUUGUCAUAUUUGCAGCAGUGCUGCGACAAAGCUCUAACAUCAUCAUCAUCAUCCCCUUGUAUUUAGAUAUUAAUCCCACAUAAUGACAUAAUAUUGGUUUCCCACUGUGUGAUUUCACAUUGUAUUAUGGCACAAAAAACACAGAGCUGCUCUGUCGUCUCCCUCUUGGCCAUUACACUUCUCUUCUUUUCCAACUGAAGGCAAGAAGUCAAUAUUGUGCGCUGAAUUUGCAGUAUGAUAAAAUGAUUUUGAGAGACAAAGGAGCAAAGCAGAAAUAGAGAAAGUAUAAAAUCAAGAUAAAACUGAUAGACAUGAAAGCUAGAUGUCCCUGCAUUUCUAACAUGGUUUGUCUAGACCCAACAGUGUCAGUUUUUUCCUCCAAAACUAUAUAUAUUUAAACUAAAUGGCCCCUAAUGCCUAUUACCAUGUUCACUCAUUUAUCGACAUAUUAAAUAAAUAGACUAAGUGGACUAUCUAAAUCUAGUCCUCUUUACAUCAUGUCACAUUCACAUCCAAACUCAUUUACACACUAAUGGCCCACCUUUUUUUUUGUCAUUUACGCACCAGUAGGGGUGGGUGGGGUCAAGUGUCUUGUCAAAGGACACUUCAGCAUGUGGACAGCCGGGAUCAAAUCCCUGAUCUUCCAAUAGGGAGACAAUCGACAGCCGUCUUUAAAUAAGCAUUUUGUUAAGAGGAGUGUGCAAAAUCUGUCUUUUCUUCUAAUUUAAAGCCCCAAAUUGUAAACACACAAUUAUAAUUCAGUUUGGAAAUGCAUUACACUGAGAAAGUGAGUGUGCCAUUUAUCAGAACUUAUGAAGCAAAAAUCAGAUCGCAUAAGUAGAAGUAGCUAUUUGUAGUUAAUCUUAACAGGCAGGGGAUCAUGUUCAAUUAUUGUUCAGUGACAAGUUUUUAAAGUUUGGCUCUAAGUAGGUGUCAUAUCCCAUUUACAUUUAGUCAUUAAAAACAGUUCAUGAAGCAUGCAACCUGCCAGAGUCAACGAAAGAAACCACAUUUUAAAAACAAACACUUGACCGAUUUAGCCUCAUGACAAACUAGAGAGGGUCGUCUCUUGAACCCCCUGCUGUGCCACUAUUAAUGGUCGGGGUGUGAGUCUUUGUGUGCACAUGUGUGUGUGUGCAUAUGUAUGUGUGUGUUUUAAGCUGUGUAAAGCUCCGAACAGGCUGGUGGAUCUGUGCGAUCUAACCAGUAAGAGGCUUAAUGUCUGCACAGGCUGAAUGAAGUCUGGGAGAGAUAUGGACUUUUUGUCUGUACAUACAAGAGUCUGUGUUACUCUUAUUAAAAGUGACCUUUAGUUUUUUUUUACUGCCAGCCCUCAAAUGGAAGAAGGACUUUUACAUUUUCAAACUUUUUUUAAUACUGUUCAAAAGUUUUAAUAUGUAACACAGGUUAACAAAUGCCGUUCAUUCAGAUUGCUUUGGUUUAAUUCAGCUGUGUUCAACGUUAAUGGCUAAUUUAAUACUAAAUACACUAAGGAAUAAAAGACAAGGCCUACUAUAUAAUCAGAAAUGAUAUUAAAUAAACUAGUUGUGUGACAAAUAAGAAAAUUUGUUGUUGCAAACACAGAAAUCUUGGCUUUUCUGCUUUCAUAGAAUCAUUUGUUUUCAAAGUACAAAAGUUGAAGUCACAAAAGUAGAUAGAAACAAAAACAGCCUGAUGGAGCUCAGAUUUAACAUAUCAACCCCAGAGGUGGAGACUUUUGAUUGCACGUAUCAUUGCGGUCUGAAUCUGGUUCACGGUAACCAGCAAACAAAGACGGUGAGAAGACAGAUGGAGACAAAGACAGUAGCGGGUAGAAAGAAAAUACAAAGGCAACAGCUACAGACAGGAUCAACUAACAAGGGCUAUUAAGCUAUAACACCAGAUCAUAGCUCGGUCCCUCUGGCCACAUUAUGGUGACAUGAUGAAGAGCCAAUGUUAGCCACGGGAGAGUGCUAGUGAUGCAGAUAAUAGCCUCCUCCCAUGAGACCUGCAGAGGGAAUUAAUGCUGCUGUCUUACACUCACAUAGGCAAGCUUGAAAACAGACACAGUCAUUUACAUACACACACACACAUUUACACACAGACAGGAGUGAAUGUGUGCGCACACCUAAUAAUAGAGGUAUGGUUAUGAUGUGGGAUACACUUUCAGUUUAUGUUAAUGGAUUUUUCUGCUGACAAGAACCCCUCCCCCUCGUUUAGGCCACAGACUGGGUAAAAGAAAUAUGUACUAACAGUAUCUCAGUUCCCAUUGUAGCAGGAGAGGAUGAGUAUCAUUCUGCCGACUAUACGCUUACAGACACAACCCCAUCGACCAAAAUUUCAACUCACAUUUCUGAAGCUGAUUAUGACUACAUUUUUAUGCAGUACAUCAGGUCUUUUCUACUAAUUGGUUGUUUUAAUUGUUUUCAAAUUAUACAACAUUUGAAGAUAACAGAGUUUAAGCAGUCAUAUCAGAGCUGAAUCACUCAUACUAGACUUAUUGGAAGUGUAAUUUUCCUCUCUCUUUCACUCUUUUUUUCCUCUCUUUUUUUGCCUCAUUGCCUCUUACCAUGUUUCACAGGAUGAUACUAAUUCUGCUAGCAUUGCAAAAGUGCUUCCAGUCAGUGUGUUUCAAUGCACUUAAAUAAUUAUUUAUUGAAAUACUUAAAAAAGUAUGUAAACAUGUUAGUCUGACCAAAAUAGCAUAGAAAUUGAACUCAUAGUCAGACAAACGUACAUGGAUAAUGCUGUUGGAGAUGAAUUUUCUCUGUCAUGUAUACAGCUAGGGCUGGGCGAUAUGGCUUCAAGUCAAUAUCACAAUAUUUUGAGCAGUUCACCUCGAUAACUACUCCACAAGCUGCUCACCCCCUCCCACAUUAACUUUGCCUACUUCAGCCCUCGCUCCAGCCGCUACAACUUUUGAACCGUCCUCCAUCUCCUCACCUGUCUUUACCUCUUUGUUAUGGACUGGAUGGGGUGGAGUCACGUCUCCAACGUAGGACAGCGUCUUAAAGGGACAUGAGACCAUAGCCUACCUACACACAUCCAAAACCAACUUUUAUUUAUUUAUUUUAACACCCAAUAUAUUGACAUGGGCAAAGUGAUGUUGGUUAUUGUCGUAAAUUUCGGUGUUGGUAAAUCUUCGGUUUAUUGCCCAGCCCUAUAUAGGUCUCAGUCAAACUAAACUAGUGUCAACUGUACUUCACUGAAAAAACAACAACCACUGUGACUGAAAAAAAACAAAUUUAGAGGUCCACUAUAAAUCCUUCUCCCAAGUUGUAGGAUGUUGGAUUGUAAAUCUUUUUGUUCUUUGUUUUUAUAAACCUCCCUCUUUUUCUCUCUCAGUGGGAGGAGAUCGGGGAAGUAGACGAGGAUUACGCCCCCAUCCACACCUACCAAGUGUGCCGGGUGAUGGAGCCCGGCCAGAACAACUGGCUUCACACCAACUGGAUCCUAACUGAGGGUGCUCAGAGGGUCUUCAUUGAACUGAAGUUCACCCUGAGAGACUGUAACAGUCUUCCAGGCGGUGUUGGGACCUGCAAGGAGACGUUUAACAUGUACUACUAUGAAACAAACGGAGAUGAGGAUGAACUGGAGUACGGAGAAAUGAGAGAUGGAACGGGAAUCACAGAGGAGGAGGACAGGGCUAUGAAGGAGAGUAGAUAUAUCAAGAUUGACACCAUAGCAGCUGAUGAGAGCUUCACUGAACUGGAUCUCGGGGACCGUGUGAUGAAGCUCAACACUGAAGUCCGAGAUUUAGGUCCCCUGACCCAUAAGGGCUUCUACCUGGCGUUCCAGGACUUGGGAGCAUGUAUCGCUCUCGUCUCGGUGCGCGUUUUCUACAAACGCUGCCCCUUUCUGGUGAAGAGUUUGGCCGAGUUUCCCGACACCAUUCCAGGAUCAGAAGCUUCCCAACUGGUGGAGGUAGUGGGCCGCUGCGUCAAUAACUCCCUACCUUUAUAUGAGCCUCCCAGGAUGCAUUGCAGCACCGAGGGAGAAUGGCUUGUGCCCAUUGGGAAGUGUGUGUGCCAGCCAGGAUUUGAGGAAAUUAAUGGAUCAUGUCAAGGUAAGAAAUGGAUGAUGAGUGAUAAUAAAACAUUUGGUUGACAAACUAGUUUACAGCAUUUUGGUCGAGAUUCAAACAACUGAAAUCUAAUUAUUAUCUCGAGCUCCGGUUUUUUGUCUUGGCUUGUGUUUUCUUGUUCUCUUCGCUGUCUCUGUUUACUUUUCUAUCCGUGGCUGUGUCUGUUUUUAGUUCUGUGUGCGUGUGUGUGCUUGGAUCUGUUUAUUCUUUUACAGAGAGUGUAUCUCUCUGUCUUUCUCUCUCUCUCGCUGCGUUUCUCUCUAGCUGAGCAGAGGGUAUUCCCCCAAGCCCUGCAGUACUUUUCUGCUCUCAUACAGACUCUGCUCUACCCUGAGUCAAGCCCAAACAUUCCCACCACUAACCUUAACUGCCUCUUUCGUGGGCACCUAGAGCCUCUGUGUUUUUGUCUCUUUCCCUCUCCUCCAAUCUUCCCCUGUGGUGUCCUUAAAUCCCUCUGCUUCAGGACUAAAACACAUACAACCAUAAACUGCCAAGGGCAAAAUUUCAAGUGUCUGUCUGACGCUAGACAGAAAGAAAGGAAAUCUGACAGGAACAGAGAAGAACCUUGCCAAUUCUCCUGAAACAAAUAAGAGAGGAUGGUAACCAACAAAAAACCCUUUCAGAGAAUAUGAGGUAACCUGCUUUGCUCUAGAGUUUUCUGUGAAUGCAGAGGAAGAUGUGAGUGCACUGUGUCUGAAGCUGACAGUAUGAGACUGAACAAAUAAAAUCGACACCCAUAAACGUUUACCAAUCACACCAGUAAACUACUUAAGUUUGUUCACAGACAACUCAGUAGAUGCUGCCAGCAGGCUCGUCACUUUGUGAAAACUGCAUCAGUGAAACAUAAAGCACUGGGGAUAGGGAUCGAUAACCGGGUCCAUUAGAUAUCCGAUAAAGCAUUUGUCAAAACCCCAAAAUCAAUAAAGUUUGAGCUUAUCCAGUCUGCUUGCAAGCGAAGUAACAUUACACUUUGAGUUAAGUUGUGUCAUGUUAAUUAAAUCACUGUCACACACACAUUAGCAGACUAAAGUUUUUGAACAGCAAACAGUUGAAAAGUAACAUGAAGACUAAUUCUGGUCAGAUGUGACGAUGGUUAAACGUUUGAGGAGGUUACUACACCAAAGUGUGGCUACAUGUUUACGAAGCUGAAAAGAGGGAUGAAGUGAAAUGCGGUUUAAGUUGCAAAAUAAUUUCUUGCAAAGGAGAAACAAAACCUCCAUGUCCAAGCCAUCAUAAGCACAGUAUAUCAAAUCAAAGCUAAAGUACCUGCAGGACCUUUGACUGCCUGGAAAAAUGUCAGAACCUCUGAUGUCAGGGAAGGAGAAUUGAGUUGUUAAAGAUGCACGUCACAUGUCUUAAUUAUACUUUGUUUACUAUUCAUUUAGCAGAAUAAAUCUAUGAAUAUAUCCUGAUCUUUGCAUGAUAAGAUGUUUUAGUUUGUAUUUGAGUCUCCAUGGGGAGAUCAUUAGGAGGAGCUGUCAAGAUGCCCGUAGCCUGCCUGCAGUCAUAUUACCUCUGACUACAGUAAUACAGAUGUGUCACAUCUGUGGUUGACAAGGCCAAAAAGUCAUUCUGGUGUGCAGCAGUUACAAUAACACAAUAAAAAACAAGAAUGUGUAAUGUAAACGAGUGUUGUGUUAAAGAGGUUGUGUCAUAUCUGGAGAGAGAGGAGACGUUGUCAUAGAUUGAGUAAAAUCUGGGAUCAUUUUUACCUCAGCUGUGUGUCUGGGGCUGUUUGGGACAUGUUGAAAAGUUUAGAUUAUCAGAAUUGUUUUAAAUGUUUGUCAAAUAAUCGAUCAAUCAGUCGUACAGCGCCUGUUAACAGUAUAUUAACCCAAGACACUUAACAAAAAAGCUGGUCUAGACUGUAUUGUAUUUACAAAGACCCAAAGUAAAGACUGGGUAAGAUUGAGUCCUAUAUUGUAAGAUCAGAUGCACUCCCAUCUCAUCUUCAACCACAUAAGUGAUGCACUUUGCAGCAUUUAUCAAGUUACUGUGGAAAAGAAGGACUUCCCUAAACAGGCAGAAACCUUGAGCAGAACCAGACUCAUGUUAGACAGUCAUCUGCUGAGACUGCAUUGAGUUCAGAAAGGAGAGAAAGAGAUGCAGAAAGAGAGAGAUGGACAGAGGUGGGACCGAUGCAUGCUGGAAAGCAGGCAGGUCCAUAGCAGAUGAAUGUCCGGAGCAGUAAUCCAGAGGAACCUACUGCAUGAUGGAGCUCAGAGACUCCCAGAAAAGAUAUUCUUUCAACUUUCUUAAAGUCCCUAAAACCAAAAUAUCCUCGACCCCUGGCAUUUCCUUUUAAUAUUUGUAUGUAAAUUAUCCACAAAAUUUGAAUAUCUUUGCACAACAAAACAACAACAACAAUUAGUUUUUCUAGUUUUCAAUAUUUGAUACCAUUAUUCACAAGUUUUGUCAUUCCUUUCAAGUAUGUUGCAUUUUCUCAUGUGACUGGCAUUUACUGGAGAGGUGUUUUGGCCAAAAGUGUGGCGAGAUUAAAACUGUAUUUUGUUUCAUGACAAAUUAACCAGACAGAAAAAAAAAAUAAUGAUAGCGGCCUUCUUUUUGUACCUCGACGCUAAAUAGUGUAUAAAGCUAAAUUAUGUAUAAAAGGAUAAAAUCUUCCCCUUCAUGUACUGCAGGAAGCUGACAGUAUGUCUGCAGGCGUGUUUUAACUGUCCUGUCACAACAGAGCAAAGUUUGGAGGUCAGAGAAGGUCGAACUGAUUUUCAUUUUAAUGAGUUUGAGUUUGUUUUGCUUCCCAGGAAGAUGAAAUUGUUUGAUAUGCAAAUGUUCCUUAUUGGUUGAAUCAUAGUCCAUAUGUGUGUUCAGUCAAAUGAAAUGGAAAAACUAAAAUGUAAGCUGUUAUAGUAAACACAUUUCCCAGCAGCCGUUGAAGCUAGAAGCAGAAUUUCUCAGUUUUAUAGAAGAAGGAGUCUAAACUGCACCUUUUGAAAUUGUUUCAAAGAAAAACACGGCAGAGCUUCCUCUCUUUCAGCGUAGUUACCUUAUGUGUUUGCUGCUUUUAGAAAACUCUUUUUUUUUCAUGUGUAAUUCAGUCAUUUACAGAACCUGGACUCUGUACUGUGAGCAGUUAUGUAUUCAGUCUCGUUCUUUUAUGGGUAGAGGGUGUUUUUUGGUGGCCUGCUGUUCUGGGUAUGGUAAAACAGAGCAGUGAUUUAUUUUGCAGUCAGUUGUGUUUGUUUUGCCCUCACAGUUCAUACUGUGUCAGCCGUUUAUAAAGGAUAUGCCAUAUUGUUAAUGCAUUUGUUGAAAAGGCUGAAAGGGGCUCCAAAAAUGUGGUUAGCCUUCUGGUUCUAAUGUAGUUUGUGAAUUAGCGGUUUGCAGGUUUGUAAAGAAGAAGUGUAGUAGUCUAUGUGAGCCUGUUAUAGUGCUUCCAAGCAAAGCAUCAUUUUUGAUUAUAGGACACAACUUGUUAUAAACCGCUUUCUCUAUACCUUUUAGUCUGUAUUUUUUCUUGCCAUUUCACUCUGGCAGUACCUCGCUCCAUAAUUCCCCAUCAUUUUCAUGCUUACAAUUUUCUCCUCUCCUCUUUGGCUGAAUAUUACUUCUUGUUUCUCCACUUCUUUCUCUUUAUCUUCCUCUUCAUUGCUGCAAACAUUUUUAAAAUUAAACUCUGAAAUAGAGGCCCCAUAUCAGCUGCCUUUUCAGUUUUGGACUCCAUCCUGAGGUACUGUAUACUUGUGGUUGUAUAAAUAUCUCGGUGUACGUUUGAGUCCCAUCUGUCAAGUGUCUCUCUAAACCUCAAGCAAAAACAAUCUAUUUUAAUUUUAGAAAGGCAGGAGUGUGGAGUUUACAGUACACAGGAUUGACAGUUUGUUGUGUACCUUAGAUGAGGAUUCACAUAAAUUGUUUGGAAGCCAUUCUGUACUUUUGGCAGUGCUGUUUCACCGGAUAUAAUACCAGGUGACACUGAAGGAUAUUUUAUGUUGUGGGUCAGGAUGGGAUGUACAGAUGUAGACACUAGUUCAGCAGGGGGUAAUUGGUUGUAGCCGGCAGCACUGUUGACUUAGCAAGGCUGAACAAAUGGAAUAAGCACUAAGCAGAUGUACUGAGGGAUGGAGAUCACACAGAGGAAUGUGGUGGCAAACCAAAGAGAGAGGGGUGGAAAGAGAGACAUGGAAUGAAACAUAUAUGAUAUUACUGACAGUAUUACUGACAGUAUAUUCAGAAUAAAACCUGAACUGAAGAACGUGUUCAUGAAAAUAAGGUUGAAUAGUCAAGUGUAGUUAAAAGCAUUGCUUUUAGCUAGUUUCUGUAGCUGACACUCCCAUGCUGUGUUGCAUCAAAGGUAAAAAGUAUAGGUGGGCUUUUAGUGUUGUUGUAAUAAUAGCUCCGAUGCCAUAAUGACGUGUGAUCCACAUGAACAUUUGCCUGAGCAACACUCUUGAAUGUUGGAAUAAGGACUGCUUUAGAAAUGAAUAAUGGGCUUUAACUAAAGUAGAUGAUCCAUAGGUAGAAUGAGAGCUGUGUUGAAUGCUGAAAUGAUGAUGGAGUUGAGACCAUAGAGAUGAUUAAAUGUAUGGAUGGCUGAGUGGAUUCUUGGAUUGAAAGCAUUGUGAUGUUGGUUAAGGAGGCUGUGCUGUAACCACAUGAAGUGAAAAGAACUGGAGAUGUAAAAGAUAUGCAGUGAAGUGUAAAAGAGCUCAGAGCGUACAGAAAAGAAGAGAAACAGCAGUUGAAAAACACAACAGAAUGUAAAAAAUGGUAUCAGCGAUUAGAAUCAAUUAAUCUGAAUGUUAAAGCCCGCCUAACUGGAAGAACUUUUGACCAUUUUUUCAGCAUAUAUCUUUUACGUGUGUUAUAGGUAGAGCUGGAAUUGUUUCUGUGCAGGGCACCACAGAUGUUUCUGUAAGACAGACGUCACUGCAGCGUUAUGUCAAACCAGAUCUGAUCAUGGGAGUUAUUCGUCCAUCAGAAACUGUCACACUGAUUUAAAAUGCAAGAAGCCUUUCUGUCUUCUCAAGGGAUUACUGGAUGGUGAACAAGCGAGUUACAUUUACAGUGUGAUUGAUGGAGCGGAGGCUAGAGUAACACAGUCACCUGAAAAAUACAGGCAUACACACGUGAUCAUAAUAUCUGCUUUUUAUAUUUGAUAAGCCUGAAGUGCUGGUCAGGAUGUAAUCGUUAAAUGUUAUCAUGACAGCUAUCAUCAUUGACGGAUGGCUGACUGAUACCUAUGUAAUGGUACAACAAACCAGACUUUUUUGCACCCGUACAAAAAGCUAUUUCAAUCAGUCUUAAUAUUUAAUAAUAUAUCUAUUCUAUUACAUCCAUGAAAACGGAAAUCCUGUCAUCCCUGAGUUGCCCAAGAGAUGAGGAAUCACAGUACCACAGUCUUCUUCAAUCUGCUUGAGGUUUUUUUUUAUUCCCGAAUUUCCUGGUUUACUACUAAUCUGCUGAAAAGAGGCCAUUCAUCUUUUUAGAUCCUAUUUAACUGGAAGCUGUUACUGGCUGCUUUGAUGACACUUUUUCACUUUCUCUCUCUCAUAACUCUUUCACUCUCUACACCCCUGCCCCAUCAUCUCAAUAUGGUGAUGCUGUCAUGACAACUGUAGUGCUUCCUAAAUGCUUAUUGGGUAAACUGACUUCCUCAAAAGUGCUUCCCUCCUGAAACCCUCCCCCUGUCAACAUAAACACACAGUCACAUGAUGUAUAUUUCUUAAUUCUGAUGAUUGUAAUGGUACACUUAUUACCAGGUAAUUAACAGGUAAUUACCUGGUAACAACAUGAAAUUAUCUGGUAAUUACAUGAUAACUACUAAGUCAAUACUGUCUAGCUACCAGGUAGGUAACCUUCCAUCAUCAUACAAAUUUGAAGCCGAAUUGCUCUGGUAUUUCCAGGAUUUUCUCCGCUUCCUGGAACCACCACUUGCGCAGUAGCAUUGUACGCAUUCGGCGGGUGAGUUGCUGUGAUAAUGCUCGGCUCAAACAGCGUAUCGCUACGCAAUCUUCACACGCCCAUAGGCUGUAUCAAGUGACAAUCAUAGCAAAUAAGAACCCCAAAUAGCUUUUUAAAAUGGAGCUGCACAAAAAAAAAAGAAGAAAAAUUAGACAGUAUUGACUUAGUAGUUAUCAUGUAAUUACCUGAUAAUUUCAUGUUGGUACUAGGUAAUUACCUGUUAAUUACCUGGUAAUAAGUGUACCAUAAAAGAAAGGGUUACCAUUGUAACAAAUGAAUGCAGCGAAUGAAAACCCAAAAUUCAGUAUCUCAGGAAAUAGAGGUUCAAUAUUGGAGACUGAUGGUAUCACACUUGAAUCAGAUAUCCAGCUUAAACGCCUACAUAGGUGUCCUGGGCCUUUAAAUGGUCAGUCAGUCUGGAUCAGUCGGCCACACAAUCAUAGGAAGGACUGCAGACUUGAUAGUCGUCCAGAAGACCAUUAUUGACACCCUGCACUAGGAGGGUAAGACACGAAAGGUCAUUGUUAAAGAAGCUGACUGUUCAGAGAGCACUGUAUUCAAGCACAUUCAUGAAAAGAUGAAUGAAUGGAAAGAGUGGUAGAAAAGGCUGUAGUUAUUUCUGUCAUUUGUGCGAAUUUAAGAGGAUUGUGAGACAAAGCCCAUUCAAGAAUUUGGGGGAGAUUCACAAGGAGUGGACUACUGCUGGAGUCAAAGCUUCAAGAGCUACCAUGUACAGAGGACCAUAGUAUCCCUGUGAUUGAUUGGCCCGCAAACUCACCUGAUCUAAACCCCGUAGAGAAUCUGUGGGGAACUGUGAAGAGGAAGGUGUGAGACACCGGACCGACAACCCAGAAGAGCUGAAGGCCGCUAUCAGAGCAACCUGGGCCUCUAUCACAUCUUAGCAGAGCCACAGACUGAUCGUCUCCAUGCACUGCUGAAGUAAUUCAUGCAAAGGGAGCCCACACCAAAUAUUGAGAGCUUUACAUGUUCAUACUACUGGAUACAGUAGUCUAGCAUUUCUGUUGAAAAUCCUUCUUUUUAUAUUGGUCUUAAUUAAAAAUCUAAAUUUUGGGUUUUCAUCAGCUGUAAAUUAUAAUUAUCGAAUUGAAAAGAAACAAACACGUGUGUAAUAAAUCCCUAUUAUAUAUAAGUUUCACUUUCUGGAUUGAGUUACUGAAAUAAAUCAACCUUUUGAUGAUAUUCUAAUUUAUUGAGAUGUACAUGCAUACUGCUGAGGAGCAUAAUUACAUCCUGAUACAUUUCCCAAAACUCUACUUUUUGCCAGAACAAAUAUGAUUCGGUGAUUAAAUGCACUGCUCCACUAAUAACUUUCACUAACAACAUUUUAUUUAAUAACUUUAACACUAAAAAUAAGGCAUGCCUCGGUUUUCAUGCAUGAAUUGAAAUGAUCUUGUGACACUGUAGCAUAAACCCUUAACAAAAUGGAAAGAGGCUCAGUCACAAUGACCUCACACUGGUGCUGAAGUGUGUUCUCUCUCUCUCUCUCUCUCUCUCGCUCUCUCUCUCUCUCUCACACACACACACACACACACACACACACACUUUAUCAGUCAGUGAAAUAUUUAUAAAAUGCUUCAUUCAGCAGAGCGAGCCUCUCUCCAUGAAAGCACGGGUGUUUUGGGGUCAACGCACAUUUGCUUAAGCGCUGCUUUGGCAGGUUGUUCACAACAGUUUACCGUCAUUCAGGUGCAGAUCUCUGAUUCAUAAUGGUAAACAAACAAUAUAAGAGAAGCCUUGGAUGCAGAUAUCCACUUUAAGCUUACAGUGAGUGCUCAUUGAACUAAAGCAUGGGAACAUAAACGCAUCAAAUACAUGCAAUUGAAUGGAUCAGUAUAUGUUUAUCCACAAUCAGACUUGACCUGAGUGCCAACUGUAUAAAAUCCUCUGGAUUACUAUAAUAGUACUGAGAACCUGACCUCUGUUCACCCUAUACAAGGGAGAGUUUUAUCAGCACAUUUGAGACAGCUAGACAUAUACUAUAGAGUUUUUACCAUGAUGUUAAUUGUCAAUAAGUUCACUCAUACUCACCUGGACCUUUACUAUAUUGGAAAACUUGUUGCAGUCUCUUUUUGUUAUUUUCUCGCCUGAUUGUAAAAGUAAAUAGGUGUUACAAUGACCCCCUCUGCCAUCCAGCAGACAGGAAGCCCUCAUUGACUCCAUUGUUUAUUGUUAUGGAACUAUCAUCUGGCUUUGGUUUUCCACACAAAGGCACACAUAAAUAUUGUCAUUCGCUGGCACAGACCCAUGCACACACGCAGAAAUCUACUCGAAUACAGUGGCACACCAAUAAAAGGUUUAAGUAUGACAUCCUUGUUCAUGCACACAAACACAAAUAGGCACACACACACACUGUUUAUAUUACUUUGGUCAGUGCCUCACUGUGGGACAAAUACAGGAACAGGAUAUUUACUGUUUCCUUGCUUGGUUUAUUAGUUCACAAUACUAUCUGGAAACAACAUAUGCCCUGUUUUGAAAUUCAGCUGAAGCAUUUUUGCGUUUCUUCAGUCACAGUUAACUUUUUUGUCAGAACUGCUGCUACUGGCAAGAGUGAUAAUUUAACCAAGUGUCAUGUGUCAUAUGGCAUUUUUCUCUUUUUUUGCCUGAUUUUGAAGUUUUGUUUGUAAAGAGCGAUUAAAAAGGCAGUAUACCUAGGUAGGGUAAUUUUAUGACAUUUCUAGGUUACUGCUUUGUCCUAUGAAUUAUUCACCCACCAUGUCUUUGCCUUACUGCCUCUAAUUUCACCACUUGAUAGUCAGUCACAUAAAUCUACCUGUUAACAAUGAAAUGUUUGCAAUUAAAGUUGAUGCUCAUUAAAAGGCGUCAAUGGACAUCACUGGAUCCUUAAUUGCCUGGGAUUCCACUGAGCGGUGCAUUUUAAUUACGCAUUAACCUCUAACACAAAACUGCAUACAGGCACAUUAUUGUGUAUUGCAUAUUAAUUACCCAUUAUCCAUUGUGCUGUGCAUUAAGAGCUGCAUGGCAUCGGAAAGACAGCUUGCCCAAGGGCGAUACACAGACAGACACACACCCACACACACACAUAAACACACAUGCAGGGAUAUAAACUUAUUGAAAAUGCAUUUGCAAUGAAAGAUUAGACAGUUUUUCAAUCAGCCAGCAGUGACUACAGCAAAUACUUGAAUGUCUGUGUUUCUUUUAGGGCUGUAAUCAACCAAAGAAAUUCUUGGUCGACUUUACCCUGAAAUUUUUUACCAAAAAGCGACUAAUGGGGAGGGGGGUUCCGACUCUUACGGCAAACGGGAGAUGAUGCAGCUCGGCGAAGCAAGAUUGGCAGGGUGAAAAUAUACUGAUAUCAGCACAGAAAGGCAAUUAACACAAAAGGGUAAAACAUAAAUAUAAAUAUUCAUUAAACCACCGCAAGUUCAUGAACAUGAAAUUCACCAUCGACUGCAAAUUGACGCAGAAAAAAGUCGACCAAUCAGAAUUUUGGUCGACUCGGCAUGUACCGACCAAUAAGUCGACCAGUCGACUAGAACUUUACAGCUCUAGUAUUUUUGGAUUUGCCACUAGUUUUGAGGUAUUUCAUCAGUAUGAGAAGGUGCUUAGAGAGUGUUUCGCUCUGUUUAGAGAUUUUAACCCAAAGUUGUCAUUGUCCUUAAAGUGAUAAAGCACAGGACACCAGAAUCACAGGUCUACCUCUUCUGCUUCCUCAAUGCCAUAAAACAAUGUUAACUUACAUACUGGGACAGCAGUGUUAGCCAGAGGGGGGUUGAUAUGAAAGUUCAUUGGCUUUGUCACAGCGUUAAUAGACUCACAAUAUAAGAAAGGCUAGACUUCACAUUGAACCUCUUUUUUAAUGAAGUAUUUGUCAGUACAUGUUUGUAUCUGCUGUUCAUACAUGUCCUGUGUUCAGUUUACCCGUUUUUUUAAUUUGGUUUAUUCACACAGAAACCAGCAUAGAUUAAGUAUUAAUGAGAUACCACUUAUACUGUUGUUUAUGAGUAAACUUGAGUUGAUUGUAAUGAUUUUUUUCACCAAUUUGCGCAUUUCAUUUGCAGAUUUACACAGAAAUUCUCAUUAACAUGACAUGAAUUUCCACACCACAUUCGGGGAAUGUCUAUUUCUUUAUGUUAUUUUGCUGACUGUAUUUCCACCUUUAUUUUAAACAUAUUUUUCCGCACAUAAUGGUCAUCAUACACACUAACUUCUUUAAUCUAAAAUCAGUUAUAGACAGGUGAUCUUUUACAGAGCAGGACAGACACCCUUACACCACACUAAGUAAAUAGAAAAUUAAUAAAUACCAUUAAAAUCAAGCUGGCCAAAUAUCUGAACAGUCUCCUAACUAAUAUGCUCAAAGAAGUUUUGAUUUAUCAGAGCUUUUUAUCUCUCAUUUUAUGGCUAUCUUUCCUCACUUCACUUCAUGGGGAGCAUGUGUGCCUUUGUGUCUGUACAUGCGAAAUGAGCUGCCACCCCGGAUUUUAUUGAUUUGGCCAUGAAGGGUUUGAGGAUAAAGUCAAGGAGAGCUAGACAACAGACCGGGGCAAUAAAUCUGUAUGCAACCAUAAAUGUGUUUGCAGCAACUGUGCUGGAGCAGAAAAGAGAUCAGAUGGGUCCCACUGCCCCCACUGUAGUGUUCGUCUACUCUGUCUUACACACACGCGCGCGCACACACAUGCAUGCACGCACACACUUAAACGCUGAUGUUUGUGUGUGUAUGUAGCAGAGGUGAGACUCAGAGCAAUCCAGGGCAGAGGGAGAAUUUUUCAGGCCUAAUGUUCCAUGACAAUGGACCAAGGUCCGUCAAGGGGAAUCAGAGCCACUGCUACCUAACACACACACACACACACACACACACACACACACACACACACACACACACACUUGCCCUCCAUUCUUCCUUUGUCUCAUCCUCUUGCUUCUCUUCUCCCCCAAUUCCCAUUUAAACUUGUCUUUUACUCUCCUCUCUUCUUCUUUUACUCUCAUUAUUCUCUCUUACCAUCGUCUUUCCAUUUGACUGAUUUAGCUGUAUAUUCUUGUCUCUGUUCCUUCUCCUCUUUUUUUAUAAAUCAUUUGUCACAUUUUUCUGAAGUUAGAUUCCUAAUUACAGCAUGAAUGGACAACAGUCUGUCUGGGCAACAGACAGGGAGGAAAAAUGUGAAAUUCUUGAGAAGAAAAAAGGGUGAAAAAUAUCCCGUCUUUUGUUCUUUUCUCCUUCCUCUGGUAUCUCAUACUCUACCAAACAGUAAAUAAGGGGAAAAUUGUUGUUUACUGCACAGUAUCUAUGGAACUGUGCUCACAAAAGGCUGAUAUAUUUACAGUAUUUUAUCCUCUCUGCAUGCAUCAUCAGGCGGUAAAUUGAUGCAGUGAUAAGUCUGUUAUAGGAUAGCUUGGGCUGUAGUUAUGGCAACAGAGGUUGUUGAUGUAUUUCUGCAUGUUAACAUUCUGAAUGUGUCACCCUGGUGUCUACCUGCCCCAGAUGGAUCAGCUGUCGGACUGCAUGUGAAGAUGUCUGUUUCGGUGUUGAAUGCAUGGUUUAGUAUGUUCGUAUAGCACUCAUGCAGGGGUGUUUGGGAUGAGUGUUAUGUAGAGUAUGACCAACUUCUUAUUUGGACCAGGAUGGGAAGCCUUGCUCAAGAAUGGAGAGAAUAUUUCGAUUGAGACAUAAAAGAUAAAUAUGAGCGCGUAGCUGCACAAGGUUCAGAUUGAAAUAAAUAAAAUAAUACGAAGUCACUUGUGUAUGUCUGAAAAUCAGUGCUGCAGUUAUCUCUCUGAUGAGGAUGUUCACAACAACUGCAACCGCCCACUGAACUGAUUCUGUUGUUUAGAUACUGACCUCCUUUUUUUUUUAAACCCUUCCCUGAACGGUCUCUAUUAUUACACAUUCUUCUCUAUUUAUCGUCUCAUCUCUCUUUUUUUCCCCUUCAUUUUCUUUCAAACAAUCGAUGGCAACCCCCUCCCCUCCUACACAUCCUUCAGUCUGCAAAAUAGGGUUUUAUCGCUCGCUGCUGGAAUCUACAAGCUGCAGUAAAUGUCCACCCCACAGCAUGGCCAGGCAGACGGGAGCCACCGCUUGCAGUUGUGAGGAUGGGUUCUAUAAGAUUGACUCGGACCCGCCAAACAUGGCCUGCACAUGUGAGGAUACUCCAUUUUUUUAUUUACCCUAAUUUUAAGCUACAAACUACAUUCUUCUUUUUGCUUCGACUAAAUCCUCUCUUUUUCCCUCAGGUCCCCCUUCAGCUCCACGCAAUGCCAUCUCCAAUGUCAACGAGACCAGCGUCUUUCUUGAGUGGUCUGUUCCACUGGAAACAGGUGGUAGGAAGGAUGUCCGCUACAACAUCUUGUGUAGACGUGUCCUACCAGACGGAAGAGGCUUGGAAGAGUGCGGUCCUAACGUGCGUUUCUUGCCCCGCCGUGUCGGCCUGUCGAACACCUCCGUGAUGGUUGCUGACCUGCAGUCGCACACCAACUACAGUUUUCUACUCGAGGCUAUCAAUGGAGUUUCGGAGCUGGCGAAGGAUCACGCAAGGCAGUAUGUGUCACUUAAUGUGACAACCAAUCAGGCAGGUAUGUUGUGCGAGAUAAUCAAUCAAUCAAUCAAUCAAUCAAUCUAGCUUUAUUUUUAAUGCACUUUUCAUACAUAGAAUGUAGCACAAAGUGAUGUCCAUUCAAGAAGGAUAUUAAAAACAAUGAAAUAAAAUAAACAGAAAUAAAAAUACCAAACCCCACCCACCCUCCCAUUCAACACAUAGAGCACUCACAAGCUCACACAAAAGAUCAGGUGAGGACUCUUCAACCUGCCACAGAUGACUGAGGAAACGCUAUGUUGAGUUAAAAAAAAAUAGAUACAUUAUAAUAUAAUAUAAUAAAGGUGAUAAAGCGUUAAAAUAAAAAAUAAACAGUCUUAAAAUCAAACAAUAACAGAAAGUGAAUUAAAAAAGAGGUAAUAAAACACAAAAUAAGAACUCUAGGACUAAAGGGUGAAAGAUAAAAACAAAAUUCAACUAUAAGCCAGAGUAAAAAGGUAGGUCUUGGGUUUACUUUUAAAAUUAUGAACAGUAGGUGUCGCUCUGAGGCCUGCGGGUAGGCUGUUUCACAGAUGGGGACGGUGAUGUUGGAAUGAUGAUUCACCAUAUGUUUUAGUUUUUACUUUGGGAACAAUUAACAGAUCACCACCUGAAGACCUGAGGAUAACUGAGUAGCUAGUCGAGAAAGGUUUAUGUUUUUGUCUUCAGCGCUAUUUGUCUUAAAAACAUCUUCAAAGCCUUAAAAUUGACUUAAAAAGAGUGCAAAAAUCCUUUAACAUAAAUGUUCUCCAACACGACUUCUUUUACUUCUUAUUACAGCGUCCUCGGACCAACCUGUGUGCUUAAUUCAUGGCACAAUUAUCUGGGUUUGACAAAGACACCAGAUGAUCAAAUUAUCACAGUAUUUGUCCAACAAAGCUGUUGCUGUGUUAAUUUUCGCUCACACACCAUCUGUGCAGUAGAUGAGAGAACUUUGGUGGUAGAAACUUAUUUUGCUCAUGCUUUUGUUUUUAGAUUUGCUGUUGGAAAAGGAGCUCGGUGCCAUCAGUUAGAAUGACUAAAACUGGUUGCUUUGUUGAGUAAGAGGAGGUGUCUAUGUGCACGGCAACUGUAAUCAAUCAAGCUAGUGACACACAAGUUAAUUUAUAGAUUUAAAGUUAUCAAUAAAAGUGAACUGAUCAGUUCUUGAAGUGGUUUGCUCUAUACUGGUAUAAUUAUUAGAGAUGCACAGAUCCAUUUUUUUCUGAUCCAGUCCGAUACCGAUACCUGGGCUGAGCGUAUCGGUCGAUAUCCAAUACUGAUCCAAUAUUACUGUUGAAUGAAUGAACUGUAAACCUUACCCUGUAAGUGAAGGCAUCAGGCUUGACAUUAGCCUUGUUAAAAAAAAGAUAACAAAUUAAUACAGAUAUAAAUUUACUUAAUAUUAUCUAUUAACAAAUAACAAAUUGCACAUUAACACACAGCAAAAAGAAGUAAGACUUCCAGGGAAACAUUUAGUGAAAAAGUAUAGACAGACAGAGAAUAUAGGGUGAACAGAAUCGCUGUGUUACUGUGUAUGAUAUUAAUUAAAAGGAAAAAAAAGACUGGAACAGAACGCUGGAUCGGCGUCAUUCAUCAGAUAUCCGAUCCAGUUAAUUUGUCAAUAUCCGAGCCGAUAUCCGAUCCAAAUAUCGAAUUGGUGCAUCCCUAAUAAUUAUUGCUACAGUUUUGGUUAUUAAUUAUAAAAUCAUUAGAGUAAGCAUCAAAAGAAGAUGAGCAAAAUAACAAACAAACAAACAAACAAACAAAAAACACCACAACAAUCAUGGAAAGAAUCAAACCACUACAUAGAGCUGCAAGCUUUGUUGUCUGUCUUCUAAAAGGAUAAUUAAAUUAUUAUCUUCCUUUUUCAACUAGUUUUCUAUAUUUAUGGUAGCAUGUGCCUGAGAAGUGUCUUUUUAUUUGCAUGUAAUGAAAUGGAUAGGACACAGUUUAAUGUAAUGAGAAACAUAAAAGGCCAAUACUCUGCUUUUCAAGGCCACCAUUCCUGAGGAAAGCUAUCAAGCCAAGGACAUCGUAAGAGAGCGGCUGUUCAUCUUUGAUCUAUAGUCAGUUCACAUAGUAAGAAUAGUAAAUGACAAAUAGACUGCAUUUUAAAUAAUCAAAAACAUUUAUACAUAGUGAUGCACUUUUGGCUGAAGCUGAUUACUAACAUCUUUUCUUUGGGGUUAGUACAAACAUAGCUCAGCGUGACUUUAAGAGCCAGAGUUGAACUACAUCAAUUCUGAAUACAUCUUAAAGGUGGAUAACCUGCUUUACCUUGACGCUAUAUGAGGGCCACAGUGGCAGAAGGAUGAAUAUGAUAUGUAAGGGGAAUCAGAGUGUUUGACAGGCAGAGAGGAGCGGCGGGAGACGGUUGUCUGACAGCAGAGAGUGCUGACAGCCCUCUAACUGUGUUGUCACGGUGACUGUCAGCAGUCUGACUGGAUUACAACAUACCACAGAAGUCACAGUCAGUGUGUUGAAGUUCUGGCUGGAUUAAAGUUAGACAGUCACCAGACCAAGUGGAGAUUAGGAAUAAAUCUAGAUUAUCCAUAGUUGACUGAAUGUGCUCCACUCUGGCAUGAAUAUAGUGCAGGAGAGGUUUUAGGUUCAUCAAUCAAAUCAAGUCGGUGCAUCUGUUUUAUUCACUCUGACUUUUAUAGAUGUUUAUGCAGACCGUACUGUUCUACAGGUGACUCAUAAACAUAGUUAUAAGCUUGCACUGUACACUUUAAUCAGAGCAUGCAAAGAUAAAAAAACAUGACUUUAAAAUUGAAAAAGAAGAGGCAAAAAACACAUUUAAAGCCAAACUGAAGUGUCUUUUAGUGAAACCCAGGCUACAGCCAUGUUGGAAAUUCUCAUUUUGAAGAUAAAGACUUUGAAAAACCUUCAAAUCCCCAGACUGACUUCUCCAAAAACUGGUAAUAGGCAGGUAGAAUGAGACUGUCUUGACCUUUUUCUUAAAAAAAGACCCAGAAAUUAGAGGUGCAGCAGUUGAAUUAGUACACAUAGUAGACAGUGAGCAGUCCCGACCUCACUCAAUAAUAAGCUCUCUCGUUGUGGUGUGAGAUUGUAUUUAAAUCUGUGACCAAAUCUUUGUCUCUAAAUUGUAAAGAAGCCACGUCUCCAGGUUUAUACAGUAUAUGCUGUGUUAACAUUGUGGCGUUGCUCAAUGGCAGACAUAACACACAGCGGGAGUGUUAAAAUAGGGAAUACAUACUUUAAUUGAAUGAUAUAAACAAAUCAAAAUAAAUCUAAUCUGUUUGAUUUAAUCAAAUAGGUGUAAUUGAAAAAGGUUUGGGACUUUUGGAUUUCUGUUUAGCAAUCUAAAAUUCUUAAGAAAGAGAUAAAAAAACAAAAGAUAAAUACUGGGGUUUUAUUGGGGAAAUUUGUUGCCUUGUAAAUCUAAAUCUAAAUAUUGAUUGUAGGAAUAUUUUAACACAAAAUAAAACUGAUUUGUUCUUUUAUUAAUUUAUCUCUAUAUUUGUGUGUUUUGUUGUAGUUAUGUAGCUCAAGCUCAUAAAAUUAUACGCCAUGCUAUGAGAUCAGUGCACCCCCAUAUGACAUCUGUUCCAUUUAGACCUUUUAAUCUCAUGUAGCGGACAAACUGCGUCCAUUUUUGGAGGACUAAAACUUAGUUUUGGCGUAAUGUUAUCCACCCAUUAAGCUCUGAGAAAGAAGAUCUCUCUCUCUGUCUUUUUCUCUCUCCCUCUCUCUGCUAUCUUUCUUUCUCUCUCUGUCAUACUUUUACAUUCCAGCAUUUAUUCCAUUCAAGUAUUGAGUUGGUGUUAUAGGGUUUCUGGUUACAGGCUUUUAAGAUGUGGCAGAUAACACUUCUGUCUGUGCAACCAUCCACUCAGGAUACAGUUACUGUGUUGGAGCAAUGAUUUAUUCCCCGUGGAGUUCUGCUGAGGCUAUUGAAACCUUAAUAGUGUUUAGCAUUUGCUGUAGAGGCUUACACACAAACACACACUCUCACUCUCUCUCACACACACACAUAGAUACACACUUAGGAUGUUGCCUUUGGGGGCAUUUUGCCUGUAGAAAAGCUGUUCAGCGUCAGAGACUUUCUAACUGUCCCUGUGAGAAAUGAGCUAACAGUUCAGGUUACAACAGCCGGGUUAGAAGAUUGAUUUAAAUUCACACUAGCUUAACGUCUACACUAAAAUGUAAAUCUUAAAAAAAAUGAAGUUGGAAAAUUUGCAAAAACUCAAAAAACAAAACCACACAUAGCAAGAAAGUGGGUCCUGUGAUUGCAUCGACAAUUUUAAGAUUUUAAUAGUGUUUCAGUUUUUUAUGGUGGGGAAAUGAAAAUAUGUGACUGUUUCCUUCAGUUUUUAAUUUAUAUGACUACACAACAACUCUACUGAGAGCUUUUGUAAUUAAGUGAAAUUUUCAUCUUUAAACUACAUAUGGCUCUCUUUAUUUGUGUGAAGUUUUUUCAGGAGUAGAGCUGCUCGGGAACCAAGUACAACAAAAAUUAAUGAAUGUUGAAUCUGUCUUUCAUAUCUUUGUGUGUGCAGCACCCUCCCCAGUGAGUGUGGUGAGAAAAGGUCACACAGAGAAGAGCAGCAUCGCCUUGUCUUGGGCCGAGCCUGAUCGUCCCAACGGUAUCAUCCUGGAGUAUGAGAUCAAGUAUUUUGAAAAGGUAAAAAAAACCUGCAUAUACUCAUGCACAAUAUUGCGUAUACUUUAUAAAGUACUUUCCAAACAUUUUCUGUGAUUUUUGAACAUUACACACAGUCAGAUCAUUAUUAUUAUUUAUUUAUUUUUUUUAAAUUUGAUCUGAAGUUGCCGUAAAUCCUUUAUUCAACAAUGGAAAAGCUACUUAGAGCACUUUUCUUACAACAACUUCUAAGACUUCCAUACACAUUUUACCUUUAUAAACACAUCCAUACAGGGAUGACAGAGGCCAGGAUGCAAUGUACCAGGUUACCUUAUUGGAGUUUAAUCUAAUUGUUUGUAUACAACCAUGUAUUGAUGGAAAGGUAUAUGGGAAAAUAUGGGUCACGGUGCCGCCCAAAAGGACACUUAGACAUAAGGAGUGAGGUUCAACAAUAAAACUCUUCAGUUAUUGAUUGGAAGAUGAAAUGCUCUACUACUGAGCUGCAGCCAUCCUAUGUUUCAUGAAUUUGUUAAGUUUGUUGAUACUUAAAGUGAAGAGAAGUUGGCUUGAUACACACUAUACAAGUUUUCCUUUUAAAAAUCUGGAUUUCUUUAUUUGUAUCUUUUUUUUUUUAAGUGAGACUUUCAGACAGAAACUUGAUUCUUCGGAGCAGAUCUUUGUUCCUUCUUUUCUCUCCUGUAAUCCCCGAUGUCUCCUUUUCUGGGAAGGUCAGAUUUAAGGUAUACAGAUGCAGAGCAGUAUUUGUGGUCAGUGGUUCACUAAUGGCUUCUGGCUAAUGGACAGGGCAUUUAGCUUUGUUUUAGCCUGAUGUGGUUACAGCUGAGAAACUGAUACUUACACAAAAAUGCACUUCCACACUACCACAGUCAAUACAGGCGGCUCAGCCAUAAAAUCUGCAAAAUAAUGGAGAAGAAAUUCAAGGCAAGUACACAAACAAAUGCUGGCUGGAUAAGUACUAGUAGUAAGUUAUAAUGCUGCAAUACUGUUUGUAUGCCCUUAAAAAACUUUACACAAACCCUGACUGGUUUUCUCCCUCCACAGGAACAAGACUCCAGCUACACCAUUAUCAAGUCGAAGGAAACGGAGAUGGUGGUGGAAGGCCUGAAGCCCUCCUCAGCCUACAUCUUCCAGGUGAAAUACAGCUGAAAUUAGUAUAGAACUGAAAAUGCAGAUAUGCAUAUAUGACGACUUGCCCUCCCUCUACUUUGUUGUGAAAUUCAUAAGUCAUUAAAAAGUACUUUCUUGAUUGAAGUCAUGCAUAACCUAUCGCUGAUAUCAGGCAGAAACCUCUCAAAAAUAACAACUGUGUCCAAAUAUUAGAAAUCUCACUUACUGACGAGAAGGAUGACCAAGAGCACUGGAUGAUGUGAAAGAAUCAAAAUGAUGAAAUAUGUAGAUGAGAGGUUUCUGCGGUACAUAUCAAACAUGUUAUCAUCAAUUGACCUGUUUGGAUUCAAUCCAUUACAGGUGCGAGCCAGGACCUCGGCGGGCUAUGGUGCAUUCAGCCGACGUUUUGAGUUCCAGACCAGCCCUUACAGUAAGUGAACUCAUGUGAGAGAGAGUGUGGGCAAGAUCACUAUCGUAUCAAAAGUGACAGACAGAAUGUGAAUCACACCUGCUGUAUGUGGUUCUGUGUUUAUAUGGUUAUGUGUUUAAGUCCCUAAUGAAACUCUGUCUUUUGGCAGUAACCGCCACUGGUGAGCGAACCCAAGCCUUGAUAGUAGCUGUCACGAUCACACUGGCUCUGGUCUUACUGGCAGUUGUCGCUGGAUUCCUGCUAAGUGGUCGGUAAGAAGACAAAAACACAGACAAAAAAUACAUUCACAUGAUGGCACACUUGUUACGUAAAUCUCUGAACGUGAGGAUAUCCUCUUAUCCUUCUCUAACUAUUUAGUCUUUAUAGUAUGUGACAUGCUGAAUGAAAAUGAAGCGACUGGUCCGUUUAAAGGCCUGGUACCAGACCCGGCCUAUAUUUGAGGAUUUACAGUAUCUAAACUAGUUUGAGUCUUUGGUACAGUGGCACAGUGUCGCUGUUACAUGUUCCCUAUACAAACAACAUGUAUGUUGAAUCUGCUUGUAUCUUGGCUCAGUAUGACCAUCACUUAACUUUGUCUUGUCACUUGAACAACCAUUACUCUUAUAUCCCAAUGUGAUCUUCACACCUGCUUAUGCAUUGCUUACAUAGAUGCGAAAGCUUUAAACAGUUUUUAUACCAUAUGUUUCUAUUCAACACCCUAAUGUUCGUUUUAUAGUGAUAAAAACCUAGAGAACUAUUAAAUGAGUUUUAUAUUGUUUUUGUGGUCUCACCAUUAGCAGCAAUAUUCUGUGACUGGGGUUAUGUAUUUGCUAUUUGUGUCAGAUUAAUUUUACUUCAGCAUAAUUAGAAAAGCUAGGGGCGAUUUUACAGAGAUCAUAAAGGUUGAAUUUGGAUUUACAUCCAUAAUGUGGUGAUCUGUUCAUCCAUGAAAUAUACAUGCAUGUGUAUUACAAACAUGCAUUUAAUUGGUUUUUCCUUUAUCCUUUUCCUUUAUUUCCUUUUUUUUUUCAUGAUAGAGCUCACCUUUAUCGAUGAAGGAUUUACAGAGACAAUGAAUAUGUAACUUAGCGAAAUGAUUACAUGAAUAGAUAAUGGACUAGCAAUUUUCAAGGAAUUAAAAGUAAAUUAAAAAGACACAGGGGACUAGACCAGAUUUCAGGAGUGCUCAUAAUUUUGUUUUUGUGUUGGGGUGGACACAUGGAGGAAUGCCAGAAUUUUAUGGUGAUGGAUUUGAAACAAGCAAGUGCAACCACUGUACCCCUCUCCUAUCCCCCCUAGUGAGUGACCAUACAGUCUGUGCACACAUGCAUAGACAUUCAGCACACAUGCUCAGACACUAACGCACAUAACCAAUAAAUCAUGCAUUCAUUCAUGCAUAAACUGAUUGACACUCACACACAAACGCGCACAUUUAAGUUAGGGGGCAGGCUUGGCACUGAGAGUGCUGACUCCAUAGAUUCAGUAAACACCCUCAAGCAUUCACAUAUAUGGACCACCCCCCCUCAGACUACCCAGCUGCCCAUACCAAUCUCUCAAGCCAGUUAUCCUACAGACAACAGAUAGAUGGAUGAUGGAAAAUUCUGGACCCUUAUUUAUGAGUGUUUGUGCGUUGUUGUCCAUGCAUUUCUUAUGUUUAAGAACAAAAUGAUCUAAUACUAGUAAAUGCCUGCACAUGUGCAUUAACCAAAAACUAAGGCAGGACAUGAUGUGUUUGUGUGUCCUCUCUUUCUCAGACGAUGUGGCUACAGCAAAGCAAAGCAAGAUCCUGAAGAGGAGAAGAUGCACUUCCACAAUGGUCACAGUAAGUUACCAAACUUUAAUGUUAUCUGUGUGCCUGUGGACCUGUAUGUGUGUGUGUGUAAUUUCAUCUAAACUUUACUCUAUGUGGAGUACAGGGUUCAGUCAGUGCAUAUCUGUGUGUGUUUACAAGGUGGACAAUUGUGUAUGUGUGUUACAAGUACAGUUAAGCAUGUUUCGUUCCAAGAGUAGUUCUUUUAAUGGCACAAGCCCGCUCCAUUGCAGCCAUGUUGGAAGAUGACACACAAAGCUGUGAUGAUAUGUGGGCACCGACAGCUUAAUAGACCCAGCACAUUUUUGGCAUUAUAUUCUGCGAACCAUCUGUUGGCAUCCGAGCUGUUUGUGAUGGGGCCAUUAGCGCUGAACUAGUGCCAGUAUGUGUGGUUGAAUGUCAUAUUGAUGCAUACAGUAAAGGAACAUUUGCUUAAUGACUAGUAAGAUUCAUCAUGCCCACAGAAAGUGUCUGAAAGACUACCUUCGUCCUGGAAUUGUAUUUGCAUAAAUACAUUUAUCAAAUGUCACUGUUUUAUUGUGAAAUACCAAAAAAAGGUAGAGAUCACGAAGGCUUCAGCAUUACUAUACUGAGAACACAGGAUUUCAUUUGAAUCCUGAUGUUGGUUCACAGUAUGACUUUUUUCUCAUUAAUUCUCUGGCAAUUUUGAGAAAAUUAGAUUGAUCUCAAAAUGCAAAUGAGAAGGGUUGCAGGAUCUUGAUAAAUAAUGCAACCCCUUUUUGCGCACUUUUUCUCAUUACCUUGCAAUAAAACUAAAGAAAUACCUGUAAGUCAGAUGUCCUUGCCCAGGAAAGCCGUUAUCACAGCUGCUUGCUGUUCCAGGUAGCGUUGCCACAUCAAUAAUGCUUCAGGAGUUUCUGUUUAGACUCAAACACAGCGGUGUGGUAGUGAUGCUCCGGUCUAAGAUGCCAAUCGCCUCACUCGCCAAAGUAAAUGGCUGAUGCCAGGCUCACUCAGACUUGCUUAGGUGGCCAAAUAUAGAGUGUGGGCAAAACUCCUGAUGCCUUGUGCUAGUCCAGCUUUCUUCACUGCAACACACAUAUUCCGUGAAUUAUCUGCCUCUAGGGCGACUCUGUGAUUUGACUAUUCAAGUUCCCACUAUGAAACAGCCAACAUCAGAACCUUAGUGAUGUUUUCCCCAGUGUGUUUAGAAAAGAAGUCAGGUUUGAAGAAAGAACCUUCAUUUCCCACUUACUGGUUAUAAGAUGAUCAGGUAACUCUGGGACCCCCUGGACUAUACCAUACCUCUGAUAUUAAACAGGAUGGUGCAUCCACAACUACAUCAAUUCAAGUCCUCAAUGUAUCCUAACAUCCCUAGUGAGUUGUGCAUUAAUGUCAAUGAUGGUAAUACUUUUGUGUUUGUGUUUUUGCAGUUAAGUUCCCGGGAGUGCGCACCUACAUUGACCCCCUCACCUAUGAGGAUCCCAACCAGGCAGUGCAUGAGUUCGCACAGGAGAUUGAUGUUUCAUUCAUCUCUAUCGAGAGGAUCAUUGGAGCUGGUGAGUCAAAUUUGGAGUUCGUGCAGGUGCUGGUUUAUUAUAACACACUUAGCAUACAAACACAACACUAUGAGUUCAUACUGGUGUAAUCAAGUUGUGAGGAACUCAACUAUUUUCUCAUAAAUUGUACAGUAAUGCUUUCAACUGUAUAAAGGCACAGGUCCAUAUAGUAGAUGAAGUCACAUGUUUUGCUCGAAAAUGGAAAUUUGCAUGUUUGUCAGCAGAGGACCAACACCGUUUAUAUUUGUAAUAGUUAUUGAAUUGUAAGAUUUGUUGCUCUCACAGGGUUUCAAGUGGAUUAGCCCCACAGUUUAUCAUGGUUUGUUGAACAACGCAAGAAAUAAACAAACUGGUGGAUGUUUUUAAGUAUUAAAGCUCCUGAAUUAAAACUUAAGUUAGUGCCAGUUACACUUUAAGUGAUCUUUUAAAUUUUGGUGAGUGUGAAAUGCUGGCAUGGCCAUUUGAUGAAAGUCUUCUUUUAUAGGUGAGUUUGGUGAGGUGUGCAGUGGACCUCUGAGGCUGCCAGGGAAAAGAGAGAUGCAAGUUGCUAUUAAGACCUUGAAAGCGGGAUACACUGAGCAGCAGCGGCGUGACUUCCUUUGGGAGGCAUCAAUCAUGGGCCAGUUUAACCAUCCGAACAUCAUCCGUCUGGAAGGCGUGGUUACCAAGAGUAAGUCAUCAGCAUGUCUCGCUCUGUGUGUCUGCACUGCUCAGAAAAACGAAGAGAACACUCAAAUCGCAUAUCCUGAUGAGUAAAAUCUUCCUGUUAAAAAAAAUGAACAAAAUAACUUAAGAACCAUCGAUGGAAAUCAAAACUAUGAACCCACUGAGGACUGGAUUCAGAACAAUGCUCAAAAUCAAAGUGAAGAAAUUAGAUCUCAGGCUGAUCCAACUUCAGUGAAUUUCCUCAAGACAACUCAUAAUGAAGCUCAGUAUUGUGUAUGGCCUCUAUGUGCCUGUAUGCUCCUCUACAAUGUCUGGGCAUGGUCCUGAUGAGGCAACAAAUGGGCUCCUGGGGGAUCUUCUCCUAGACCUGGUUCAGGGCAUCAGUCAGCUCCGGAACAGUCUGUGGUGCCACAUGGCAGCGGUAGAUGAAAUGUUACAUGAGGUCCAAGUGGUGCUGAAUUAGAUUCAGGUCUGGGGAACAGGGGGGCCAGCCAAUCGCAUUAAACCUUCAACAUCUAGUACAUUACAGCAGCUAGGGAACGUCUGGCCAGCUUGUUGAGGUCUGUGCAGCCCUCCAAGGAUAUGCCUCCCCAGGCCAUCAGUAAUCCACCUUCAAACUGGUUAUGCUGGAUGAUGUUCAUGGUCAUGUCUGUGAUGUUCCAGGCAGAGGAACAUUCUCCAUAGCAUCACCAAACCCUCACGCAGUCACGUGUGAACAGAGUACCAAUGGUGAAACUGCCAAUUCUGGUGUUUUAGGGUAGGUGCCAAUCAGGCCUUUUGGCCACAGGCCAUGUGGGUGUGACACCUUGGAGGAGCUGCACUUGCUGAGCAACUUUUGCAAGCUUCAGAUACCACUAUUGUCUUGAUAAUUUCCUCUCCUAUCCACCUGUUGUCUGUCCCAUAUUAACAGCAUUUGUGAUGGAUGUACUUUAUUAUCAAGCUUCAUUGCUAAUCUGGAUGAUUUUUGAUCUAAUGGUGCUUUUUUUUUUUCAGACUUAUACUGCAUUUUAUUUAUGUUAUAAAAAGUAUUCAACAGAUAAAUUAUGUUAUGAAAUGGUCAGUUAUGGAAAAAAUGAAACCAAUCCAUGCAAAAAAUUCUGUCAUCCAUCAUUCCCUAAUAGCUGAAACAGAAGGGUAUAAAGAUUGUAACUAGCAUCAUGUCAGUCAUGUCAGUAUAAAGGCUGUAACGGAAUCAAUCAAGUAGUUAACUAAUUGCUUAACAUGUCGUCUCUUGUUAGAAUUUGUUAUUUAUGAUUAUUGUAAUGUAUUAUAUUUUUGUACUGAAGUAUGUAUGUUUAUUUAUUUAUUAUGUUUUUUUCAGGCAAACCAGUGAUGAUUAUCACUGAAUAUAUGGAAAAUGGAUCACUGGACACUUUCCUGAAGGUAGGACAGAGAAGGACAAGAAUACUGUAGAAUGGGUCAUGGGAAAUCGUUAGAGCAUAAAGCAAAGUAUAAUGCAUAUAAGAGUUCAUAACACUUUGAUAUAUAGUGAGAAGAAGAUGGAGGACGAAAUGUUAAUGAUUUGAUGAAUAAAUAAAUAAAACACUCAGCUUUGUAUCAGUGUACUUAAGUAGCUAAGUGAUUGACAUGGGCAAUGUUUGAGAGCCUUUAUUUUCUGGUAUUAUAUGAGAGAAGGCUAUAAUUAUUAUUAUUACUCAGUGUCUCAUUUUACUUAUUUGAGCAGAAGAAAGAAAAGAAUACAAUUCAGUUAUGAAAAUGUAGAUAGGAUAUUUCAUUUUUAUCCGUCAUGUCUCGUGUUGCCUACCUGGUAGAUCUUUCAAACCUGUCUAAACAUAUUCAAAAUCCUUCACCAAACUGUGAGGGGUAUUACCUUGCUGGAAUUAACAUGAAUUAACAUGAGCAUUCAUGGCUGGAAUUAUGUCUGCACCUCCCAGCUAAUAUGGACCUUAUUGUGUGAAAAUGUAAAAAUGGAGGGACUGACGAAUCUGAAUUUAGAGGUCCCUCUCCAGAAUACUGUCGUGUAUUUACUGUUUAUAAUGGCAAGAUUCUGGGUUGGCAGACAAUGCUAAAUCCCACAUAAAAAAGGGAUAAAUACCUGCAGCACUAACAAAACAGUAAGAUCAUAAUCCAGAACAGAAAUUACUUAUGUAUCAGGAAAAUGACACCAAGGAUGUGUUUGAGACGUACCUUUCCACUACCAAGAUAUUGCCACCUAGACUGUGUGAAAUGAGAUAAUGCCGAGAGACAAACGACAGAGGAAGGUCGUUGGAGAUGUUCUUUAUGGGCACUGGAAACUGCUGACACGACUUGUUUCUUGCCUCUGGGAGUAAUCCCGGAUGGCAAAGGCAAGACAGUGGGGCUGGGGGCCCUGCAGGCAGAGCAGUAAAAAAACUCUGUGAAGUAAUUACAUGGAUGGCUGGUGUACUGAGGUCAGGAUAAAUGACAUGAGACAUGAAAGAGGCAGGGGUGAGACCGGUUGCUGGAUUUAGUGUCACAGCUAUGGGCAAUGUACCAUAAGGUUCAUACCUCACAUCUGAGGCUUGACAUCUCAUUUCACUUGUAAAUGUGUUGCUCAUGUUGUGGAAAGACAGUUUGUUCAUUAGCAACAAAUUAGUUCAAAGUUAGAGCUGUCAAAAAAGGUUUCCAUGGAGAGGGGUAGAUUGCUGCAUGACUAAGGCACUCAUAAAUGACCCUUUUUUGAGGACUUAUUUUAAUGCCACAUGUUUAAUAUCACCAUGUUAAAAUUUUCUACUGUGUUUAAAGCACACUCUUAUGCGACAAUGAACCAUAAAAACUAAAAGAAAUGGUGGCAGCUCAGUGCCGCACUUACCUCGGUUAAAAAGAAAUUUGAUUGUAAGUGUAUGUAAUCAACAAGUUCUCAAAAGAGUAUUUUAAUGUCAAACCUCUAGGGGACUAUUUUCACUUAAAACAAGUGCUGAUUUUACCCAGAUUUAUGAGCCGUGCAGCAAAGCGCUGUGCAGAAGCAUUAUCAGUACUUAAAAAACUGAAAGGGUAUGCAAGGUUGUCAGCAUUAGCAGUUUAAGUUGCUGUCAAAGUAAUUGUUUUAUUUUCACAGCUUUUAGAAAUAACAUUCUGAUUUGGCGGAAGAACUAUUUUUGAUAAUUGUUCAUAAGUAGUUCAGUGAAGAUCAACACGGAUGUUUUGUGUCUUUUUGUCUCUUUCAGAAAAAUGAUGGUCAAUUUACUGUCAUCCAGCUGGUUGGUAUGCUGCGUGGCAUCGCAUCUGGGAUGAGGUACAAACAAAGGAUUGUGUUGCUGUGCAGAAAUACAAAAGCACAGUGCUUAGGCUUAAACCUCUUCUCUCUGUUUUUGGUCAUUGUAGAUAUCUGUCCGAUAUGGGCUACGUCCAUCGGGAUCUUGCAGCUCGUAAUAUCUUAGUCAACAGUAACCUUGUGUGUAAAGUGUCUGAUUUCGGCUUGUCCCGAGUCUUGGAGGAUGAUCCGGAGGCUGCGUACACCACACGGGUAAGACUGUGCAUGUGUGUUUGACAGUGGUGCAGCUGCCUUUCAUUUUCAGCCUAAAGGUCUUAGCACACUCCAGAGUCCAUCGAUAUCCUGAAACAUCCAGAAAUUAUUAAUUCUGUGGCUGUUUUAUUAGCCCUCUUUUCCUACUGUUGUUGUUCUUUUUUAAUGAGUAAAAGAACAAUAACAUCACCCUCACUGCUCGAGAAAAGUGUUAACUCUUCUGUAUGCACAACACACUUGCACACACAACAGAGGGCACUGGGUUUUCACCCAAACUGAGCUGUUAGUCCUGGUUUGAGUGGCAUCCUGUCAACCAGAAAGUAGGCUGCUUCCUUUAGAGGAUGACCAAUUAUGACUCUGCUCAGUCAUCCCUAACUUCAUGCUACCAGCUCUAGAAUUCGUGUCUCUCUCUCCUCCUGUGAAGGAGCUUUAAGAAUAAAUCUGAAGAUAUCAGAUUUAUCUCACUGCUGUUUUUAUCACUGUUGCAUCAAGGCAUCGAGAUAAUUCCAACACAUCUCAGAAAACAGCUUCCCCUGUGAGACAUAGAAGUCAUCUUGAAUAAAAGAGAAGUUCACACAAUCAAUUUAAUUAAUAAUUCAUAAUCUUAUUAACAAUUGCCCGGUCAAACGGUGUUUUAGUUCGUUUCACGACUGCAUUCAGAAAUUGUUCUUCUCAUCAGUCAAGUACACUCAAACACAAGGUUGAGAGGCUGACAGUGAUGCAGGUGGAGGCUCCUCUUGUGUCCUGGAUUAUUGACUCCAGUAGACCACAAUCGGUACGCUUACAACACUGAGUCAGACAGAGUGGUCAGCAACACCGGAGCCCAGCAGGGGACAGUCUUAUCUCCUUUCCUUUUAACUCUCUACACCACAGACUUCAACUACACCACAGAUUCCUGCCACAUUCAGAAAUUGAAAAACUAUUGUAGUUGGAUGCACCAGACUGUGGUGGAUAACCAUCACCAGCUCAACAUGAUGAAGUCUAAGGAGCUGAUAGUGGAUCUGAGAAGAAGAACAAAGGCACCAGUGACCCCUGUUUCCAUCAGGAGGUUCGUGUGGACAUUGUUGAGGACUACAAGUACCGUGGAGUGUACUUGACCAACAAACUGGACUGGUCUAAGAACUCUGAAGCUGUCCACAAGAAGAGUCUCAGCCGUCUCUACUUCCUCAGGAGGCUGAGGUCCUUGAACAUCUGCAGGACCAUGCUGAGGAUGUUCUAUAAGUCGGUGGUAGACCAGUGUGAUCCUGAUGGUGCCAACUGACUCAAGAAACUUUUCCUCAAGGCCAGUGACACUGUGGGAGUAAAGCUGGACUGUAAUCUUGGAGAGCAUCCACCACCAACUGCAUAACAUGUUGGUUAAACACAAGAGCACAUUCAUUGUCAGACUCAUUCCCCCAAAAUGCACCACAAAGUGUCACAGGAAGUCAUUCUUACCUGUGACCAUCAGCCUAAUUUCAAUCUAAUUUCUUAUUUCUAUACUUUAUCUGUUGAUAUUUGUAUUUUCAAGAGCAACUGUAAUGACUAAAUCUUCCUGGGAUAGAUAAACUAUUCUGAUUGGCUGAUUGAAAUGUUCUUCUUCUGAUCACAGGGUGGUAAGAUUCCUAUCCGCUGGACGGCUCCAGAAGCAAUCGCGUACAGGAAGUUCACCUCAGCGAGCGACGUGUGGAGCUACGGUAUCGUCAUGUGGGAGGUGAUGUCAUAUGGAGAGAGGCCUUACUGGGAGAUGUCAAAUCAAGAUGUGAGUUUGAAGCAGCAUUUUCAUGUCAGUACUUGAUGGUUUGGUUUGAUUUGUCAUGGUCUAUUUUAUGACAUGACUGCUGUGAAAACUAUCGUGAUACCCAAGGCAGUAUUACUGGGCUGUGUAGAGGUGGAAGGGCCAAUUGACAAAAACAGUAAAUAAAUAAGUUAAGACCUACAUGGGAACACUCCAAAGACCGACCAUGUACAGGCUGUACACUACACUCUCCCUCCAUUUCUUCAUCUUCCUAACUCUCAAACACACACAGACAGCCCACAUAUGCACGUACAGCCCUCCAAUGACCUCUUCAUCCCCUGCAUCAUACUUCUCUCUUCUCCUCUUGGUGAUUAAGCUGCCUGUCUCCGACAAGUUUAGAGCCAGGGAGGGGAGGAAAGGAGAGGAGAGCAGGAUGAGGGGAUAGCAGCGAAGAAGACGUUUGAUGUUUAAUUGAAAGUGUUAUGCUGGAUUUUCUCUGAUCUCUACCAGAAAGUGCAGGCUCUCACACUCUCUUUCUUUAAGCUCUUUCCUUCUGUUUCCCAAUUCUGUUCCUCAUUUCUUCCUCCUGUGUUUUUUUCUUUGUCUCUUUAAAAAAAGAAAAACUGUAUACUAUCUUCCCUCAUUUCAGCCUGCUCUUUCUUUUCCCACCUCGGUCCCUCAUUUUCUUCCUCUGAUCUUUCCUUCCUGCUAGUCAGCUAUGUGUGUAGUUCUCCCUCUCAGCAGGUAAGGAUGGUUUGAUGCUGCAGUUCCCCUUACAUUUUGGUGCAGUGGGUGUAUGGUGCAUUCAUUUAUACUGAAGUGCUAUCAUGUUAGUCUUUUUGUUUGAAUACGAUACAAGUAACUGUCAUGAACUCGACACAUCAGUGCCCCUCAGUGUCUUGCUCUGGCAGAAUCAGGCUGAGAACUGCAGCCUGUUUUUCUCAGCAGGGUCCACCAGGGAAAGCCAGGUUUAUUUAUUAUUCAUCUACCCACCAUCCCCACCUGAAACAACAUACCUGUCAGUGUUUUCUGACAAGUGUGUUAUUUCUACUGGGAUUUACAAUGUUUCGGAUAAACUAUGUAACUUUUAGUGUACCGUAAAACCUUUAGUAGAGGCCCAUCCCAAUUACAGGCAGGGUCUUUCUUAGUUGCAGGGCAGGGCUACAUGUUUUGACAAUGAAAGGCAGGUCUCAAUCAAAAGCCUAUUUAUAUUAUUUUUGAUUUUUAUUUUGGCAAUGAAACGCUGCAUUUUUAACCCUCACAGAGACAGUACAAAACAUUGAGAUGACUAUAGUGGCUGAGGGAACACAUUGGAUUUUGUCAGAUUGUCAAAUUUGCUCAGCUAAAGGAGCAGAAAGACACUUCACCAAUGAUUUAUAGGAGAAUUGGAGGAAACAUAAAGCUGAACUUUAAUUUUUGAACAAGCAUGUCAUUGAUCAACCUCAGCCUGCCAUGAGUUUGUCACGAAAAGGAUAAAGAAAUGUGACUGCUUGUGCUGGCUUUGAAGAUAGAAGUAUUAUUAUUUAUAAUUGUUUCCAUCUUUAAACGACAAUAAAACAUACAGGCAGGCUGAGUUUCUAGAUUAAACCAAAUAAAAGCCCAGGCUACUAAUUAAAGUUUUUAACGUACAAAACAAUACAAAGCAAGAACUUUAAUCAUUCUUAAAGGGAAAUUUAUGUGGCUCAAAUCUCAUCUCAUCUACUAUUCUUAGGAGAAUAUGUUAUAAUAAUAUGUGAAUAUUAUAAUAUGAUGGUAUUCCCUUAAAAAGGAUUUAUUUUAGCUUACUUUCUUUUCGAUGGUUUGAGUGUCGCGUCAGACAGACAGCAGUUGCAUCCCUGCAGAAACAUCAGGUUUUUAUUCUCCUGGUAAAAAACUGCUGAAGCUUGUUGUCCGCUUAUAAUAAUGGAAUAUUUUUUAAGAUAUAGAUGAAUCAAAAAAGUUGUGUCCUCUCCAUACCCUGUUGGAAAACUUUGGGUUUCAUGUCAAGGUCUUUUCUUACUGUAUGAACUUCCACUUGAAGACACUUUUAUUUAAGAAGAUGUUGGAGUUGACUUGUGGCCUUCUUGUACUCCAAAAAAGAGGAUUGAGACUUAUUUAUUUUUUUUAAUCCCAGAUCCAAGUACUGUUAAUCUAUCCUACUGUCUUUAUGUCCAUGUCUGAAAUUACAAACAGCCUAUUUGAAAGCACAUCCUUUACUGUGCCCAUGUCUCUCUGCAGGUAAUAAAAGCAGUAGAAGAGAGCUACAGGUUACCAGGUCCUAUGGACUGUCCCGAGGCUCUGUACCACUUAAUGAUGGACUGUUGGCAGCGAGAACGCAACAGCCGCCCCAAGUUUGACGAGAUAGUCUGUUUGCUAGACAAACUCAUUCGCAACCCUAGCUCGCUGAAAAAGCUAGUCAACUCUUCACACAGGUAUGGAUCACAAAUCACAACAUAUUUUCACAACCUCAGCUGUAGUCUUUGAGUGUGGACGCUGGGCAAAGCGUAAAAAAAACAGAAUUUCAUGGGUUUUGCAUUUUAUGUACACAUCACAACAAACCACCACAUGUAGUUUUGGGAAUAUAAUUUACAGCAAACACACUGAUUAAACAUUUUCAGAUUGAAUGUAAAUAAAGCCAAUUUAGAGGUCUUGUUUUGCUGCAAAUAAAGUCAGGAUGGAUGUACUUCAUGAGUGCUGCAUGCCAAAAAAGAGGCAUGAUUAUCAUCCAGUGGCUCAUUAGUGUAAAUUGUAUUCAGCGGGAUAUCCUCAGAAAAUCUCACAUUUGAACACUCAGUUAGUAUCCACACUAUACACGCACUGAAUCAGUUUUAAUGACGUGAAACAGCUAUUAAUGCUGUGAAGCAGAUAUUCAAUCCAACAUCCCCACAACUUCACCGCCGAUGUGUGAAAUUUAAAGACACAUUAGAAACACCUAUUAAUUCAGUGUCGCAUCCAAUAACCCAUGCAAUAACAUGAUGUUAGAUUAUAGUGGAUUGUUGUUCUAUAUGAUACUCCUUUAGCCACAGUGUUAGCUCGCAUGAGUGUCUUUGUUUGAUAGUGUGGAAAUCCCGUUCUUGCAUGGAAAAUUGGGCUGAAUGUCAAAGAAUGAAAACAUGUUUUGUUUGAUUGUGCACUAUAAAGCUUCACUGGAAACGUUCAGAGGUUUUAAGGCCUGAGCUUCAAAAUAUAAUUGAGUGCACAAUGAAUAUUACAUCUUAUGUUUAUGUAAAGUGAAAUGAGAAAGGGCUUGAAAAAAAAAACCUUUAUUCAUCCGAUAAUAUGUCAUCUAGAUGGUGCUCUGUAUUCAUAUGAGCAUGUUAUGUGCUUCAACAUGAUAACUGUCUGACUCGUUCUUUUGCUGUAUUUUUUUAUUGUAUAAGGGUUUCAAACCUGUUAGUGGAGCAUGCAAGUGUAGAAGGGGAGUGCAGCACUCGGAACCAGACCGUUGGAGAGUGGCUUGACUCGAUCAAGAUGGGCCGAUACACCGAGCUCUUCAUGGAGGGAGGUUACUCUUCGCUGGAAACAGUCACUCAGAUGACUUCAGAGUAAGACGAGUCACUUAAAGUCAUAAACGCAUAGGCUACUGAGACAUCUUGCCAUGCAAAAAAAACAAAAAACAAACAUUUAGUUAUAGUGUUUAAGUUAAGUUAUAUGAGAUCAGUAACAGAGGGGUAAGACUAGACAAGUCUUUGACUUCUUCUUACCCCUUUUUUGGACAUGUGGAUACUCUGGUUUUGUUUUUGUUCUAAUUUUGUUGUGAUAAGUGAGAUUUAUGUGCUUCUAAGUGAGGCACUUAGUUUGUUUAAUUAUUAACUGUUGUUUUGUGUGGUUUUUUAUAUACAUUUUUUUUAACCAUGUCCAGAAAUAAAUAAAGAAAGAAAGAAAGUUUGGGUUUGGGUUUAAAAGCAAAUACAAAAAAAUCAAUGCUUGAAAUUGAAACCCUUAAUGUUUCUAAAAAUCUUUAAAGAAAAACCCCAGACCUUGCAUUUAUGUCUUUUGUAGGGACAUUUUAUUCAUAUAGCAUAAAAGCAAAGUACAUUAAAAUAAGCACACUAUUAUCUUUAGCUCUUUUUAAAGUUUGAGAACAGUAAUUUUGCAUCAUACCUUUUUAUUUGUCAACAGGCUGCUCUGUAAAUACGAUUGUUUGUGUGCCGUUUUGCAGGGAUUUGAGAAGAGUGGGAGUGAACCUCGCUGGACAUCAGAAAAAAAUCAUCACAAGUAUUCAGGAGAUGAGAGUUCAUAUGAACAACAUGAGCUCCACCAUUAACAUCUGAUGCACAAGUAAAGCAACCCAAAAACAGACACACACAAACACACACACAUGAUUUAUGGACCUAGUAAGAGAAAAGUUUUGCUGUUGGACCUAGAGCGGCUUAGCACUUUCUAUGGGAACCCUGUCUUUAUGGAUCUAAACUGGAGGAACCACAUUUUUGUGGAGUUUUUUAGAGGAGUUCGUUCGUGGAGAUUUGUGACACGGCGGCAUGAAAUAAAACUGGAUUUAACUGAGUGGUGCUACAUAAAGGGAAGAUGAUAGUUAGCUCAACUUGACUGAGACCAAGUGAAGACUUUAUUUUGAGUGAAUCUUGGGGAUUACAACAUUUCUUGCACUGCUUGGAUUCUCUCAGAUCAGAUAAGAAACAAACACUACAGAUCUGGCUUUGAGAGCAACCAGCACUUUUCGACGAUUUCACAAAUAUGGGAGUUUCAUACAGCAGGCUGCAACUGAUCGAUGUCAGCGUGUCUCAGGGGAACUGAACCCAGGGGCUCGAAACAAUAAUGACAUUAUCUCUGGGAAUCUCAUCUGAAAGUGAAGUACACAUCCAUAACCUGUCAACGAACUGAACACCAUUCAACCAGGGUAGACGCGUGACAAUGGACCGAGUCAGUGAGUGCUUUGCCAUGCUGACAUGCUUUGGAUUGAGUGUUCUUGUCUCAGGUAGGUCUUCAUGCAGAAAGACUGCAGUUAUAACCCAAUGACUCAAAAUAAAAGCCUAGACUCAUACUCUGCAAUAUCUAUAUCACUAUAUUUCAGAGCAAUGCUAGACUAGUGUGGCAAUUUUACAGUUUCUACAGGCUGAAAAUCAAACUACUGAAAAUAAUGAUUUACUGUAUAUGUCUGGAAGGAUUUCGGUCUCAAUGUACCCAGAGAUCAAAACUCUAAAUGAACCAGGGGCUUUAGGGUUAAUAUAAAACUUUCUUCUUGCAGAAUGUAUUGGCCUACACUUUCACACCUAUAUAAACAUAACUUUGUCUAAGAUUCAGGGUAAUUUCAUGUAGGUUUAGCUACCAGUCAACUCUUUGAAAUUAGUAACUCGGCAUCUCUCAGAGUCAUUGGAUCCUCCACACAGAUUCUCAAGGAGCCUUGCAUCAGAAGUUCUGUUCAAAGGAACUGCAACCGGGCGCUCAAUCCAGUGGAAAGUAAAGGAAAGCAAAAAUAGCCUCAAUGGUGUAUCCGUACCUGUCGUGAUGGGACUGCCUCUUGGAUCCAGACGGCAUUGUUUGUUAUGAUGGAACCUUUUGCUCAAACCCUAAUGGAGUCUAUCCAGACAGCCUUCACUCCAGAGUGCACUCAGAUUUUCAUGGAGCCUUCAACAACAACAACCAACAACCUUCAGGUACCGCAGAAAAUCCUCAGCAAUCCGUUCAUUCACCACACCACAGUCUUUCUGCACCAUACGUCCGCCACACCACAAUGAACCUCACUCUUUAAGGACUGCUACAGAUAAGGAGGCAAUAUUGAUCAACUUGAUAAUUAUUUAUUUAUUGAACUUUGUCGAUGAAAAAAAAGCAAAGGUGAUGCGGACAGUUUGCGUCCCAUCAUAAUACUCUCUCUUUCUGACUACUAAAAAGCUUUGUCUACAUGUCUUUCAUGUAUAUAUUGUAUUAUACAACUGAAGCAGGGAGCAUUGUUUUUUCUUUCCACCAUUAUGCAGACAGAUUGGCAUACAUCAAACAUCUUAAGUAGUACACAUAAGAUAUUCUCGAUCAGCUUUCCUACUACCAAGACCGAGGCCACUGUCAGGUGGAGGCAACCAGCACAUCUGUCCCUGAAGCAGAUGUUAAAGAAAUACAAGCAUAUUGAAUAUUAAUCUUAUUUUGUCAGUUACUGUGUUUGUUUUCUUAAUUUACAGUUAUAUUCAGCUCCCUAAAGGGACAGCAAUAAAUACGUUGCUGUAUUAAAAUAGUAAGAGGUUUGUACAGAGAUUGUUUUAUAAAGUGGUUUCAAGUAUACAAUGAUGUCAAUGUUAAAGCCCUUUCUUUACUUUUUCUUGGUAUGGUAUGUUUAAAGUCGCUACUCAGUACUUCAUUGCUGAACUUGACCCUUUUUUUAACCAGUGUGUUCACAAAAGGAGGAGUUCUGGUUGUAUAUUUACGAUCCUUACAGAUGACAAAUUUCUUUUUUAACAUAUAAACACAAUGAACUGCUAGUGCUGUAACAAUGGAAAUGAAAAACGAUUGUAAAGCUAGCUUUGUAUGGGUGGUACCACUUGAUUAUGAAAAGGAUAGUAGAGCAGACAAGAAGAAUGUAAGUUUCUAAGGAGGUGUUAGAAAAAAAAAUUGUCAUUUUAAACACACAGGUCUUCCUGUCUAUUCAAAAUGAGUUGAAGAAGAAGCAUAAUUGGUGGUGAAAAGCAACCUGAUAUGAUCACUAUCAUACUUCUUGAGUGGUUUAAUGAUUUAAUGUGAGAGGGGAAUGUUCACUAUUUCAUGUUCAUUAUUAUUCCAUUUUGUGAUGGAAGUCAAAAUGUUCGACUGAAGUGAGCGCUUGCGUGAACGAUAACCAUCUGCAUAUUCUCUGAAGUCUAAAUUUGUGGCUUACUCCUGAUCUAAUAUUUGUUAAUAUCUUUUGGUUUCAACUGUGAAGAACACUAACAGUUGGCGCUGUUACUUUAAUAAGCCACAGUUGUUGUUUUUUUUAGGUUCAGGCAGGUCUUGCAUUCAAAAAUGCCACCAGCUCUAUGGUAGUGAAACAGAUGUACUCAAGGUUCAUUAUAGCGGCCGUGCAGACCUUAAAUUUUGGACAAGGUGUGUACAGAGAACAAAAAAGCGCUGGGAAAUCAUCAGCAGAGAUUCAGUCAAAGUCCUCUUGGUCUUACGUUACACCAUUGGUAUUAGAUGAUAUUUAAAUGUUGUGAUCCCACCAAAAGUUUUUGGAUUUGGACUUUUAACAACCACUCGUUUCAACUUGAUUUACUACUGAAAAUGUUUGCCCAGGGCAUGAAUAAUCGAUAAAUAUUGCACCAUCUGAAGUGCCUCUCUUCUUUAAACCACCAUGAUUUUCUCCCCUACCACCAAAUGCUCUGCCCCAACUCUGCCACGACUUUCUAUGUAUUUGCCAACAGUAUCUAGAGGCAAUAAGAAGAAUGUCAGAUAAUAUGUAUGUUGGAACUACUUUAAUUUGCACUUUAUGAUCUUUUUUAUUUUAUUCUUUUCUAACUUCGAUUGUCUGAUUCUAUGAGAGUUAAUGAAUUUCUUGCUAUGUUCCCUCAUGCUGACUAUAUCACUUAUGUUCGUAACGCUCCCUAUAGGAUAAAACAGAAAGCACAAAGGGUUGGUAAUAUUUUUUUGAAACAAAGCAAAGCUAUAUGUAGAAAAGUAGAGCAUCAUCAGGGCACCCGUUUCUUGCUAAUGGCACAGCAAUACACCUUCAGAAUGUAAGCACAGGAUCGAGAGAGAACAUAUAAGACAGAGAAAGAGUAUGAGUUCAUUUUUACAAGGCCUUUGGUUUCGCUAACUUCAGCCCCACUGUUUAUCUGGGUAUCUGAUGUUGUUGGGAGCUGCUGGUCUUAAGAGCACAGCAAAUAAUAAUCCCAUCCAGCACUUUUGUAAAGACCAUUUCGCCCAGGCUGAGUAAUUAUCAUUUAGCAGAACAAAGUAGCAAAGGAAGCACACCAGCAGAGUCUACAUUUAUUUAUGUGUUGUGACUCAAGAGUGGGUGUCAGCUAGAACUGAGUCAAGCAUGUAUUGAAAUGAAGAGUUGUGUAGAAUUUUUAUGACAUAACACAUUAAUACGAUAUUUGAAGCAAAAACUCUGUUUUUAAAAUUGACAUUUUAUCACAUCAAUGUAUGACUUUUUUUCUUUUGUAAUAAGUUUUUGCAUUCACACUCAUUGGAGUUGGCCAUUCUGUAAAAUGUGCUCAAACUGUUGGAUCUGAUAUUACUAAAUUUUAGCAUAUGUAUAAAAGCAAUACCUGAUGUUCAGAGCAAAAAAACAAAUGCAUAAACAUAUUUGAGGUUGCACUAACAUCUUUUGAAGACAAAAUCUUUAGAAACAUUUUGUCUGUGUCUUUGAAAACUAAUAAAUGGAGCAGAGGGGUGAGCAGGGUCAUAUUUAACCCUUCUCUAAGGUAGACAAAAUUCAGAUAUCUUACACUGAUAAGACUAGUGUUUUCAACAUAAUGCAUAACCAUCCAUAAAACUUAUACUAGUUUUGGAAAAAGAGACUUUCUCAAAAGCUUUAAGAGCUCAAAUAUGAACGUUUGUUCAAAGAAAGUCCAAGAUUCACGGCUGUACAUAUGUAACUUCUCAGGAAGUGAUUAAAAGGUACAUUUAUUUGGUCAUCACAUAUUUGGUCUUGGUCAGCAGUAUUUAGGUUUUAUGACCGUGUUAUUGGCAAGUAACACAGAAGGUUUCAAUCAAUUCGAUUACUGAUCUAUGAUUCUUCAAAAGCACACUAAAAAAAUACGAAGCAAUUGUUGUGUUAUUGGUUUGUCUUUGAGACUGUCGCAUAUUAUGUUUGUGUCUAUGUUUUUGUAGUGUAACAAAUUCUUUAUUUUUGUAAUAAACAUUUGAAAAAAUCAA